Molecule: messenger RNA, 59919 nt
Organism: Podarcis lilfordi (Lilford's wall lizard)
Lineage: Eukaryota; Metazoa; Chordata; Lepidosauria; Squamata; Lacertidae
Source: the annotation of a GenBank genome assembly
GUUUCUAUGAGUAACCUCACUUGAUAAACAGGGGGAUGAAGUAGGACUCUCGAUAGCCACUUGUUGCGGCGACUGCUGUGUGCAUAUAUAUAGAGAGGUCAUGCGUGAUGCUUUGACUGUAGUGUUGAUCACAGACUACAGGACGCAGUGUGCUUUUGAGCGAAGUGCAUCCCAUCUAGGAACUCAACGUGCACGGGGAAAGGUAGGACCUUGGGUUCUUGAUUAUCUUUAUAUAUUUCUUUUGGGGGGGGAAUUGGUUGAAAUUGGCACUUAAAUCAUGCUUACUUUGGAGCGAUCUCAGAGAAGAUCCUUUACUGCCUAUUUAGGAAUGCUCUAAUUGUAUGUGCAAUGCAAACAGCAAUGCUAUAAAAUGGCAGCAUGUAGAUGUUGGCUUCCAAAUGCAUCUACACAACAGUGAAUGGUGUGAUAUAUGAAGACGGUCUGCUCAGUUUUUCUUUGAAAGUGAAAAGCAAACAGAACCAUCAUGCAGAUAGUUUACAGUACACUUGAGAAGGAAGCAGACAGAAUUGCUACCCAAUGAAAUAAAAGGAAAUGAAUUAUAUUAUAUUAUAUACAUUAUAUAUAUUAUACACAUUAUAUUUAUUAGGAAGGAUCUCUUGCUUGUUUAUACUUCUCAUUAGAAAUGGCUGAAUCUGAAAUAGGAAAAAGUGAGUUGCUGAUGAUGCCCAAGGCGCAUAUUUGUAAUUAUAUCAGAUGAAAUUAGUAAAGCUGAUAGGGGAAAAAACCCUGCUUAAAAAUGCCCCAGAUACUGAUGUUUCAGAAGUGUUCCUGGAGUUCCUAAAAGCGAUCCAGGCUAGGCAGAACAUACUCAAAUGCAGACAAUGUAUUGUUGACUUUAGUGAUGUUGAAGUUGAAACAGGAUUCAUUUAUUACAAAAACAGCCACUCUCUCCUAAGUCUCCUUAGAAUCCUGCAUAAUAACCCUUGAAGGAUAGGUGGACGUCUUAUGUAAUAAUAGAAUCAAGUUAGCCUUUAAGUGGUUUAUUUUUCCAUUUCAGCUUUUGAAAUGCAGAUAUGAAAUGGUUCAAAUGGUUCAAAAUGUAGCUUUUGAAAGGAUUCAAAAGAAAACAAAUAAGACUUUGGCAUUCACCAGCGGUAGGAAACAGUGAAAGAUGCUAGUAAAUCUAAUGUCUUAAGGGGCGUGCUACAUACAAAAGUAAAAUGAAACAAAUGGAUCGCAACAUUUUUGUUUUAAGCAAAGCAGCUUUCUAAAAUGUAAACUAUUGUAGGAGAUUUCCUCUAUGCAAAGAAAGACAGAAUAAUAUUUGCAAUGUUAAGAACCCUGCCCUGUUAUAAUUUAGACUAAAGUUUUAACUUCAGAUAUUCAUAUUUGUUCAUGUACUAGACGUACCAAUAGUUCUAGUGAUGGUUGCCAUAAGAACCUGGAAUACUUUUAAUACAUGUUCUUUGAUAAAUCACUCAUCUCAUUUGCCUUGCCUCACAAUCUAUGGAAGUAGGGGAGAAGAUUCUGAUUAAUCAACAUAUAUUAUAUUAAUCAACAUAUUGCUUGUAAAACAACUUCUUUGUGACUGAGUUUUCCUUGCUCUUCUUUGCAACAUUUUAAUAUUCCUCCUGACAGCUGAAUGUGCAUCUCAAGCUUAACCAGCAAGUCUGAACGUCGGCUGGAUUAAAAUAAAUAUAUUUAAAAGUAAAAUGAGUUAUUAUAAAUAAUAUGACUAGGCAUGUUUAAGAUAUUGCAGGUCUGAAAAGUCAAGGCAGAGGCACUAACCUUUGAUGACUUUGACCUUCACAGUUCAAACAGAAGCAUGUUAGUUUACAACACUACAAAUAAUUCAUUUGUGAUUAUUUUGCAAUCCUAGAACAGUAUUUUAAAGGAUUUGCUUUGCUUUGCCAUUUGCCUUUGUAUGUUUCAUCGCUUUUUGAAAUAAACACAUAUAAAAUGAAAUAUAAUCAUUCUUGAGUUUUUCACCCACUUUGACUAUUUAAUACUUCUUAAUAACCUAGGCAUAGUAUUUACUCUGGGUUAAAAUUUUAUGGAGCCUUCCAAUACAAAUGUCUCAUUUUCAAGCAUCUCAUUGAUUUUCUUAUCAUGCUCUUAUCUGUCCAAACUCAACUGAAAUAUUAGGCUUUAAGAUGAUUUACACAUCAGUUAUAAAAUAUGUUGUAAGUAAAUGCCAAUAUUUUAAUAGAAUGUACUUCUGUUUUGGAUGAUACCCUAAGCACAUUUUUGGAAGCAAUCUCAUUUAAAUAAAAACAGAGACUAAGGCUGCAAUUCUAACCCUGCUAAACUGGGAGUAAGCCUCAUUGAAUUCCAUAGGACUUAGUUAAGAGAAGAUGAGGUUAGGAUUGUGCAGCUAUUUCUAGAUUAUGUAGAUGACAGUCCCAUUAAUCUUAAUCCUAAAAACAUUGACCGUGAUCGAACGUAUGUACCAAUAAUUUGCUAAUAGAACUUUCUAAUUCUAAACUGAAGGUCCAUUAUAACCCCCAUUUAAAUUAAAGCUCCCACCAUAUCCUGCAGGAUUUUCUCCUUGAGAAUGCUUCCUACCAUCCAGUUUGGGACUCCUGCCCUUUCAGUCAUUUUAAUAUUCAUGCUAUAGAUCGCUGAAUAGUAGCCAAUGUUUCCCUUCUGUUCUUAAAUAGCUGGAUAUAGAUUUUGCACAAGCAGUUUGCAGCUGCACAGAAGAAUGUUUGCAGAUAAUAGUACAGUAACCCUUUCCCUGAAUGCAUUCAUUAUUAGUUUGUUACUAUCAACUGUUUCUAUGGUGCUUACUUUGAUAUAAGGAUAUUAAGGAUGGGCAUUCCAGGUCCAAACACAUUUACAUGGAAGUAAGGCCAAGAGGUUUGGGGGAGGUCCCCCUCACCCCAAAUUGUACUUAAUAAUAAUAAUAAUAAAUUUUAUUUAUAUCCCGCCCUCCCCAGCCAAAGCCAGGCUCAGGGCGGCUAACAACAAUCAAAUAAUCAAACAAUCAAAUAAUCCAACAUUCUAAAACAUUUCAUUAUAAAAAUUAAUUAAAAUCAAAUUAAUGGCAACCGUUAAGCAAAGUUCUGUGCAGGUUGCUAGAGGAGGGAGUCAGGCUGGGCCCUGACCAAAGGCCUGGUGGAACAGCUCUGUCUUGCAGGCCUUGCGGAAAGAUGUCAAGUCCCGCAGGCCCCUGGUCUCUUGUGACAGAGUGUUCCACCAGAUCGGAGCCACAGCCGAAAAAGCCCUGGCUCUAGUUGAGGCCAGCCUAACCUCUCUGAGGCCUGGGACCUUCAAUACGUUUUUAUUUGCAGACCGUAGGUUCCUCUGGGGCAUUCCUGUGGGGCAUACCAGGAGAGGCGGUCCCGUAGGUACGAGGGUCCUAGGCCGUAUAGGGCUUUAAAGGUUAAAACCAGCACCUUAAACCUGAUCCUGUACUUGAUACUUUUAUGAUCUAAAACACGCUAACACCUGAUCUUAUGCACAUUUACAAUGUGUUCUGCUGUGUUCAGAGUAGACUCGUUGAAAUUAAUGAACCCACUGUUUGUGUCCAUUAACAUCAAUGGGUCUACUCUGUGUAGCACUAACUUUGAAUACCACUCUGUUGUUCCGCAGAGCAUAUUCCUAGGUAAGUGUACAUAGACAGGAUUACCACUUCAAUGGUUUGUGCAGUUUACCUGGAUCUUGUUAUCUGUGACUUGUAUCCUUCCAUUCCCCCAGCUGUACAAGAGCCCCAACUUUACUUGUAACUGGGUUUUCAGGGGGUUCAUAGCACCUCUCAAACACCUGCAGAUAUUUUUUUAAAGCCCUACUCCAGAAAGCGCUAAGGACAAAGGGAACUGCCUUGUACCAAGAUGGACCACUGAUCCAUUGAGCGCAGGAUUGCCCACUCUGGGCUUUCAGAGAAGGGUCAUUUGCCAGCCCUCUCUGGAGAUACCAGGGAUUAGACCUAGGACCUUCUGCAUUGCUCUACCACCGAGCUAUGGCCCUUUCUGAGCCCCCCGUGAUUUGAAAGUGUUUCUGUCACCUCCGCUGUAAAGUUUUCAUGAGACACCUGCUGCUUGGACCCACUUUGGAACAGUUCUUGCAGGAGGUGGUGGUGGUGUUUUUUGUUUUAGUUUAACAAAUAGUGAGCAUGAUGUAGUCCCAUAGUAUGAGGCUGCCAUUUCUCCUUUAGCAAUACAACACUGUAUGUCUAGAGACAAUGGAUAAAACAAACACCAGUAGAUGUUUAAUGGUUAAUGUAUUUGUAUUUCUUUAGAAACUAAUUAAAAAUUGCUUAAAAUAAAUAAAGAGAUGAAAAGUUUUUUUAAAAAAAGAACAUGGGGGGUGGGUUGUCUUCCUUCCACCACCAUAAUAUAUUUUUCCUUCUUUUUAAAAAAAGAAACAAGUAAGCUCCCCCCCCCCCAGGCAAUUUCAAUUCCUUAUUGCAAUAUCACAUUCCGCUUUCUAACAUUAUAAUAAGAUUGGCACUGAGACUGCAAAGCACUAAGAAGGAAGAUGCCUCUGUCUUUCUGCAGGGCAUCUGUGGGGCGAAUCGUUGCCUAUAUUGAUCCUCCAUAAAUUUAAGUGCAGUCCCUGACAUCGAGACUAGUGGUCAUCACCACAUCUUCUUUUCUCUCUUCUGAAUCUUCUACCAACCAUCUUCAUUGCAUGACUCUCGGGAAAGGAAGGGGGGAAGUGGUAUCCACACCGUGGGUUGUUUUAUAAAUCUGUAUCAUGUCAGCUCACCCUCACCCUCCCCCCCCCCAAACUAUGAGGACUCAACACUUGACCUUUUCUUAUAGGCAAGCUCCUUCAAACUCGUGAUGAUUUUGAUUGCUUUUUUAUUCUUUUUCUAGCUCUACUGUUUCAUAUUUGAGAUGUGGUGAUCAUAACUAAACACCAGAUGCCAGUUGCAGCCACAGCAUAGAUGUAUAAAAAUGCAUUAUGAUGCUGCCUGGUCUAUUUUCAGUUUCUUUCUUCCUAAUCCCAAGCAUGGAAUUUACCUUCCUCACUACUGCCACACACUAACCAUGUUUUCACUGAGCUGCUAACCUACCACAAUCCCAAGCUCUCUUUCCUGGUCAAUCACUGCCAUCAUUAAAUAUGUGAAAUUAGGAUUUGUUUAUUUUUGCCCCACUUAACACAUAUUUACACCAAACCACAUUUGCUAUUUUGUUGUGCAUCCUCCUUUCAUCAAAAGAUCCUUUGAAUCUCUUAUGGAACUCAUCUGAUUGCAUGUCUUACAACAACUUCAGUGUGCUUUUUAUUAAAUAUAUGUGGUUGUAUGCAAUGCUGCCCAUGUGUGAAAAAAAUGGAGGUCUGCUCACACUGUGGAACUUCACCUUCUUUUCAUUCUCCCUAGAGCCCCCUGCACACACUCAACAUCUACCCCUGAGGGUUGGGCGGGGGGCUCUAAAGUAAAUUUGGGGGGCAUGCAGGGGAAAAGAAAGUGACAAUCUAGUGUGUGAACAUAAAUCUGUUCAUUCAACUUAUUCUUCUAGAUCAGAACAAAAGGCCAUCUAGGCAAAGGCAUCCUGUUCUCACAGUGGCCAAUCAUGCCUAUGGAAAGUUCAAUGGCACUUUCCUCAUCUGGAUCCAGCCCCUGGACCAUUGCCGGACCAGGCAUCAGACUUCCCAUACCCCAACCAGUAUAAUAAGAGACCAAUAAGACUGGGUUUGGGGUCAAAACAGGCCACAACUUUAUAGAAUACAGAUGAAAGAGGUUUGGCUUGGGCAUGGGGCAAUCUAAAUACUUCUGGUCUGCUCACCGAAAGUGACGCGUUGUCAAUCCAGGUGGGGGUUCCUAGACUUACAUCCAAUAGGAUGACCCCUGCAGGGACCACCGUCUGGGGGAGUGCCUUCGGCCCUGGCCCUGCCAGGGCACACAGACAUGGCCACUCCCCCCAUAUCCCUUUAACGGGAUACGCCAGCUUUUGGAGGGGCAGGCGGAGACUACAACCUCCCGUCCAUCCAAAACAAAGGAUUGCCCCAAUGCUCAACCAGCUGUGAUGAUUGCUAUGAGGUAGGCAAAACCACUGGUUCAGUGCCAAUUAGCCCAGUGGGCAAAUUCCUAUUCCUACCCAGCCCCUUAAAGGACGGUGACCACCGUAGCCACAGCAAAGGCAUUGACUAUCAGCUUAAACCGAGGGUGGGUAGGCAGGGAAACCCGGCACAGGAACAAACAGGCUGAGACCCCAGGUGCUGGCUGCUUAAAUGGGCAAGGGGCGAAUCCGAGAGAAGUCCACCGUUGGCUCCAUUGGCUCCACGCCCAGCACAGCCCAAUUCCCAUUUGCCAAAGCAGGGUGCAGGUAGGAUCCAGUUCCUGAUAGGGAGGGGACUACAGUUUGAAAUCCCGCGUCGGGGCCCCACUGAAGCCUCCUCCGUCCCACAAUGCCACCGCACGAAAAGGGGUGAGCGGGCUUAUAAAAAAUGUUGAUAUAUUUCAGGCAAUUUGUUUAAGGCAUGUGCUUUUAAGAUGUGCAUGUCCUUAUUUGACCUAUCUUGACCAAGCUCCGAAAAAAUUCAGUAGAUCAGCACUGUACACAAGCACAAUGCAGUCUUUGCUAAAUCAUUGCUCAGAUGAUACAAACUUCCUCUGUAAUAAGUUUAGGCUUAUCAGUGAUUUUCAGCCUUUGGCCUUGAAAUAAAAUUCUGCCCAUAUAUUGUUUUGCAUUUACUAGUUGGCACCAACCCUGACAAGAGUCAAUGGAAGUGGCAUUAGAUUUUCUAGCUUAUUUUUAUUUUAUUUUAUUUUGCAUGUCUAGCUCAGCAUAUAUUGCUUUGACUAUGGACUAUCUAUUAUAGCCCUUCAAACAUCUUUCAUUGUGAAUUAUUACUAGCACAGAGGAGGAUGGGACAAUCUGUCAAAUUCCUGUUUCUCGUUUUUCCAGUCUCCACAUUUCCACAUCUGAUUGCAAUUUUUUAAAUGUCCUCAUAAAAAUUAGUAAUAGUUUCCCUUUACAUAUUUUGUGUGCAAUUUUACCUAAUAUUCACUUGUUCACAAGCAAUUUUCCCCAAUAUAAUGCAGUUUUGGAUUUUAUUACACUAAUAUUUGAGCUUUUAUGCUUUUAUAGGUUUACCUUUAAAUGUGAACUGAACCAAAUUUUUCUACCGUGUGUCUCUAACCUAUGAGUCCUACUGUUGCGACCUCGUUUGGGGUUUUAAAGCAUCUCCCUUUUAUAAAUUAUUGGUAGUGGGGACUUUGAGGAUAAAUAAAGUUCAUGCAUUAUGCUAGAAAUAUGAGGUAGGGUGUGCUUUUGUUGCCUAGUCAACAAGAGGUCACUUGCCGUGCUCUGCUAGAAAUUACAACACUGUACAGGAAGAAAGGGGAAUGUCUCUUUCUGAUUCACCAGGAAAAGCAAGGAUACUUUCUUCUCUUCCUGCACUAUAAUGCAUGUAAGUCACAGCCCAGAGGUGGAAGUGAGGAAGUGUCUUGACAACUGGGCAACUUUCUGUCUCUUCCUUCUGUACACCGCAGCCUGUGUAUCCCUGCAACACAGUUCAGAAAGAAAGGGAGAUUACUGCCAGGGUGCAGUGAACCCCAUCUAGCCAUAGCAGAAAAACCAAGAACCACCGAUAACAUUCUUGGAUUUAAAUUCGGCCACAACUUUAUUGAUUGCAGAUGUAAAUGAGUUUUGGCUUGGCGCUGGGUAGCUACCAUCUCCUCCAGCUUACCUGCUGGAGGGAUAUCAGGGUUCAAGACUGAUUUGGGGUUCACCUAUGACAUACAUCAAAUAGGUGCAAUUCCCACAGACUUGCCACGUUGGAGAGUGCUAUGGUCCUCAGCCCUUGCCUGGAUGUAUAGACAGAAGCACCUCCCCAUGGAUCCCUUUAACGGGGUUCCCCACCACCAAGGAGGUAGAAGCAGAGGUUUUACAAUUUCCCCUCUGCCAAAGACUAGGAAUUUACCCAAUGCCAUAUCCGCUCAUGUUGUGAUGAUUGCUGUGAGGUAGGCGAAACCCUCAAAACAGGCCAGUUCUUCUGAUGAGAAAUUUUCCUCCCUAACCCCACAUACGGCAACCAUAAGAACCAUAGCAAGGUCUAUCAAAUACCACACAAUUGCACAACAGAACAGUGAAAACCAUGAAAAUAUGGGUGGGAGGGAGGGAGAUCUGCAGGCAACUGUGGUCUCAGGUGAAGCCCAGACCAGUUUUUAUACCCAGGGAGUGGACCUGGGUGAAGACUCCACCAGGAAGUCUGCCUCAGGUCCACCCCCAUUGCCACUCCCCCAAGCCCAGCUAUGAUUGGGCCAAAUUGCAGGUGGGCAAAUUUGCUAGGAGAGACAGGAGAGCCAUCUCUCAGUGGCUGUUGGAGCCAGAGACUGGGAGCCAGGACAAAGAAGAUGGGGAGAGGGGCUAUGUUAGGCUGCAAAAACCACAUCACAUCUGAAGAGAUGAGUGGAUAUUCAGCUUGAGGUCUAAGCAGCUGGGUGACUCAUCCUGCCCACCCUGCACUGUGCCACAACUUUGCUUCUUAUAUGGUUGUAAAGUUUGCAAACAAUCACAGAAGACAUGAAUUAAUUGCAUAUGUGAAGUUUAUAUGAGGGUAUUUUGAACACCACAAACCCCUUUUCAGUAGUGGAGCUUCAUGCUCUGGCACUGGGGGGGGGGAGAGCAGGUGGGGGCGGGGUGUGGUGUGUGUACUGGGGGCAUGCCACCUGCAGGGACGGGGCACCUAGUGCAGGCAGGGGGGCAGCCACGAUGGAACCCCACUGGGAUCAAGCUGCUGGGGGCGGUGCGCUCCCCCCGCACUCUUCUUCCUCCGCCAGUGCCCGCUUUCAUUCUAAAGUCUUCACUUGGUGAUGCUUUGACUCAGCACAAAUUCUUAUUGUAAGAACUAAUUCUUACUAUGAGUGAUUGCUUAAAAUGCCCCACAUACUUUGCUUACCAUGACACUAUGCAUUCUUUUCCAAGAUGCAAUGUGCAAUAAUGAGUGCUCACACCUUUCUUUGUGGGCGCCCUUUGCAGGACCACAUGCGGCACCUCUGGCCACAUAGGACUUGUUAUGUACUGAAGCUCUCACCCUGGGCCAGCAGGGGGAUACUGUAGAUAGUUAUGCAAAGGAAGGAUCGAAAAGUGACGUUCAGUGAUUGGAUAGUUUUGUAUGCAAAUGAAGGAUCGAAAAGUGACGUUCAGUGAUUGGAUAGUUUUAGAAAAUGGCAACAGUUACAUUGUUCUGGAGCUCUAUAUAAGCAGGCUGACUGAGCUCCUCAGUUAGUUCUGUUCCAGCUUACAAAAUAAAGAGCUGCUUUGGAGAAAUUGCUGUGUUGUCUGCUAUGUCAACCCACAACUUAACAGGACUCACCAGCUGGUUGGGCUGGCCCACCUCCUUCUCAUAGUCAUUGGGGGUUCCCACCGAACCCCAGUUAACCUAUCAGCACCUUUGGGAGGUGUGGCCAGUUGCAUAAAUAGGAGGCGGAGCUGGCAGCAAGCAUGCGGUUGGCUCCGGAGCUUCACCUACCCAACUCUUCCUUUGUCUAUUGCUUGUUUGCAGGUUAACCAUUUUUUCUUCCUGUUCAGUGGGCGCUGCUACGGACUUUUGAUGGUUGCUGUUGAAGAACCCGGAAGGAAUUUCCCUACAUUGGCAGGUUUUGCCUUCCCCAUAGCAAUUCGUCACAACUUUGGCAGUUUGAGGCCUUGGUGGAAUCCUUUAGUCUAUCUUCUGUAUAUAGGGGGAGGCAUGAAGUAGUGACUCACCCCGCCCCCCGCAGUGGCGAUUCCAGGGUCCCCUCUUCAAGGGGUUUGUAAAUAGGAAGUCACUGGCCACACACUGAAAGGUUGUCAGUGAACUCCCCUGCGUUGCGGGGAUAUGGGGUGGGCUGCCUGCGUACACAAGUGUCUUGCAGCGCACCCUCCCAUAUCCCAUUCACCCUGAGGAGCCCCCGUUCCCCAGCUGCAGGCUGGGAGGGAUACGUGCCCAAUGCCUAAGCCAAGGUCUUCCUACAUCUGAAAGGUUUAAUAAAGUUGUGGCCAAUUUUUAAUUCCAUAACACAUUGUCACGAGUCAUUAUUCCUUCUGGUGGUCUCUUGGGGUCAGGGGGUCUCCGCCUGGGCACGCAAAGAAGAAAUUCACCCCUUGCACAAGAGGGUGCAUAUUUUUAAAGAUGUAAUUUGCUUGGUGUGAACCACAAUACACAUUGUGCCAUUCCCAAACUACAGAGUUUGAGUGCAAACACUGUAACUCUAGACAAAUAUUUGCCAUGGCAGCACACAGCCUCAUAGGUAAAACAUCUCUUGCCUUGGUAGGAACUCUCCCCUGCAAGCAAAACCUUUUCUGUGCACACAGCAGGAAAACUGUUUGUGCACCUGUGCACAGAGCCUUUCCCAUAACAGAAGUUAGCAGAAAACUCACCAUGCGUGCUCUGGAUUGUGUCCAACAAGAACAAUUCAAAGAAAGGGGUGCCAAAGUCUCACUGGGAUCGAUAGGAACUCAGCAGACAAUAAAGUCUUUGCAUUCCAUUUCUUCCAGUGACACUCCAGAAUACCUAACUUUCUAUUAAUCAUCCCUUGUCUGCUUGGAAACUUGUCCUGGUGGAAUCUGAUCUGUUUGCUGGCACAAUUAUUAUAACCCAUAAGCUUUGUAGUAAGUGGAAAGUCAGUAAUAUUGUUGGAUGCUUUAUAUAUUAAGAAAAUUUUAAAAUGCCAAAACAAGCAUUCAUAAGCAUUCAUAGCUGUUUUGCCACCUGAGACAAAGCAGGAAAUGGCAACCCUCAAAAAAUCAAAGUAUAUAGCAUCCAAGGCUAAUCAAUGUAUUUUGACACCUGAAGCAGAAAAAUCCCAUAACUGCAGCAACCUGUGUCUAGCAGUUAAGUAUGGAAAGUGGUUUCAGGAAGACUGCAAGUAGGACUGAGCCCAGUGUUGCUCUGGGUCUUCUGUCCUGCUCUACCUGGAGACGCGGGUGGCGCUGUGGGUAAAAGCCUCAGCGCCUAGGGCUUGCCGAUCGAAAGGUUGGCGGUUCAAAUCCCCGCGGCGGGGUGCGCUCCCGUUGUUCGGUCCCAGUGCCUGCCAACCUAGCAGUUCGAAAGCACCCCCGGGUGCAAGUAGAUAAAUAGGGACCGCUUACUGGCGGGAAGGUAAAUGGCGUUUCCGUGCGCUGCGCUGGCUCGCCAGAUGCAGCUUGUCCCGCUGGCCACGUGACCCGGAAGUGUCUCUGGACAGCGCUGGCCCCAGCCUCUUGAGUGAGAUGGGCGCACAACCCUAGAGUCUGUCAAGACUGGCCCCUACGGGCAGGGGUACCUUUACCUUUACCUGGAGAGACCCCUGAAAACUGAGGGGGAAAUUGCAGAGCGGGAAGGGGCUGCUGGCGGGGGCCUCAUAUGGCAGCAUGUGGCUCAUGAAACUGGAAACUCCAUGCAUCCCCUAACUCCAGAAGGGGUGCAUUCAGAGAAGGAGACAAUACUAACCAAACCAUUUAUACAUAGUACUAAUCAAACAGUUUCACGUGACUUCAUAACCCUGAAAUGCAGACACUGCACAUAUUAUCACAACAAUGUAUUCUGUCAUAUCUAGUCAUGCUGACUGGAUAUAUCUUCCAAAUGCUGACUACACCACAGUCUUUCUUCAGGAUGUCAAGGUUUUGGACAACCAUAUCUUUGUGCUGUGGUACAGUCAGCAUAGGAAGAUAACAUGCAGUCAGUGUGACUAGAGAGAUAUAUUGUUGUCAUCAUUUGCACGGUGUCUGUUUUUCAGUGCUGUGAAACUACAAUUAUUUGCUUACUGUAUGUUCUGUUGGCCAUAGGCCACAUACAUAUUCUUUGUAAAGUUCUUAAAUCUUUUCAUAUCUAUGUUAUAGAAAUACAAUAUGUUCAUUUAAAAUCUUAACUUUAUGUAUUCUUUUGCAAUUUGGGGUAUUGCCACAUCCCAACUGUGUGAGGAAAGUCCUGCUUUGUUCCUUGCAUGAAUGGUAGGGUCAGCCCAAGACAUUUUGCUCUCUGAGGCAAAGGCUGAUAUGGUGCCUCCUGCCCAUUUCUCACAUCGAUGUCAGCCAGACUGACAGCUGAAUCUUACUUCAGCACUGAUGACAGAACCAGCACCACACCUGAGGGGAGAAGGCUAGCUUAGGGGGCACAGGGCAGGCUCGCCCCAGGGAGCUACAUCACUCCAACACUCAAAGGUUACAGGCUUGAAUUUCUUUCUAGGGACUGAAGCCAGAUUGUGGUAGUAGCCAAGAAUGAAAUGCUUUUCACCCGAUGCCACUCUUUUUUCUGACAGAAACUGUCUUGCCUUUAUAAAGUUGAAGUAUGUAUUUUGUAACGUGCCCCAUGGCUUAUUUCUGGAGUGGCUUUGGCACUACCAAGGAUUUGCUGGAACAAGCAAAACUAAGAGGGCUUUGAGCUAAACUGGAAGGACAGGACAGGACAGGUUGGUGGUGUGGUUCUGGGCAGCUAGCCAUCUUGCUCAACAGGUGAACAGACCUUGGUCCUCCUGACUGAGGUAUUUGCAGGGUGUGAACCUUGAAUCUGGUUUCAAUCUCACAGUGCAGCUCUGGGGCUUAUAAAGUAAUAAAAAUAAAGUGCCAACUAGACUUGUGCAGAGUAUUUUUCUUCACCUCCAGUUGACUGCAUCCACUUUUCAAUUUUUGAAUGAGAAAAGACUUGCAGCUUACAGCAGGGUUGCCAUUUUUAUUGAUCCCGUUCCUUUGUCUUUCACAGCAGCCUGGUAGGAGAAAUUAAGCAAGUGGAACUGUCUCUGUCGUUAGCUCUGCACACCAUGAAUUUUAGGCUGCUGAUGAAGGCAAAGCAGCAGAGCCAGCAACGGCACAAUAUUUAUGCAAGUGAAUUCAUGGAAAGCAAUGUUUUUCAAAUGCACAUAAACUGGAUAUAUUAUUCUGCUUUCUAACUACAUGCAGGAACAGGGAAAAUAAAACCUUGCAGAGGCUGGUGUGUGUGCGUGUGUUCUUCAGUAUAUGUGCACAGCAUAGUGGUGCAUCCGUGGAUGAGUACAAGGUUGGAUUUGUCCAUCUCUUUGUAUGAAACAUUAUAUAUUAGAUACAAAUCUUUAAGAGACGCCAGAUAUGCUAUAAGGCGAAGCGCUCUGUGCCAGUCAUCUUGUGUCGCAAUAUGCAGGGCUAAAGGGCAAGGCUGAGCACUUCAAAACCUUGCUGAUGUUUCUGAGCAUUACCACACCCUGCAUCUAGUUUAUACCAAAAAAUUGUCAGUCAUGGAGGGAGGGAGAACAUUUUGCACAGAAAGGCAAGGCAGCCCAAUCAACAUGGCAUGCAUUUCACAAGGAAGGUGGCCAUCUCUAUCCCCACUCCCAAUUUUUUUUCUCCCUUUAAGUGGCAGAAAUCCAGUUAAUGCAGCAUUCUUCCUAAAUAUUUUUGGAUCUUUUUUGGGAGGGGUGGGGGAGACUGAACUAGGUGCCUUUUUACCUGCAAUGUAUAGUCAGGAGAAAGGUUUUACUGUUUGCCAGAACUUUACUGCCUAGUCUUAUGCAUCUUUAAGGAACGAACUCUCAAAUGUAUACUAACCUGAUGCCACAAUGCAUUGCACAAAGGCUGCUUGUCCUUUCACAAAAUCCCUCCAGUGGACACCACCUCUCCUACCUUGGCAAAGUGAUAAUUGCCCGAAGCACCCAUCUCUGAAGGUCUCCUGCAUACAUGACCUGCCUGCUGCUGCCCUAGUUUCCCUCCCAUGAAUUGGAUCCCCCCACCCCCGCAAUGAGAAAUGGUCAAAUCUGUUGGUUUCACUUUCCCAUUUUCCUAAUCUCAAAUUCAUUUCUGCAAUCCAUUUGUGAUUGUUGUUUGUUCAUGGGGUGUCCAGAACACUGUCUAGUGCUGUUAUGUUGAAUGAAUUUCAGUUAGUAAGUUUUGAGGACAUGGACAAUGUGUUUGGAUCAGUUAGGACUUGCACUCUGGACCCGUACCUCUCUUGGCUGAUAAAAGCUAGCAGAGAGUGGACAGCUGGCUGGGCCAGGGAGGUGCUGAAUGCCUCUUUACAAGAGGGGGUGGUCCCUGCCUGCUUGAAGAAGGCAGUAGUAAGACCACUCCUUAAGAAGCCCCCCAUGGAUUCAGAAAAAUCUAAGGACUCAGCUGCAUUAGUCCAAAAACAGCGUUUUGAAUUUGUUAUAAACAUGCAACACCAGAUGGCACCAGAGAGAGAGAAAAAAAAUCUAUGCAAAUUUUACAUAACAUUUUUUCUUUUGUUAUAAUGAUUUAACUUCUGACUUAUUUAUAGUGGGGGUGUUUCCCCUGUGUGUAGAUCCACCCUACCAUCGACCAUAGCAUCCUACUGGCACUGCUUUGUGGUGGUUCUGGCCCUACAUGAAUGGUGAUGCUUGAAUAAUGCUCUUCAGCUCUGUGGAAUCCUCAGCAUGGGGUUCCCCAGGGUUUAAUUUCAUCCCCUAUGAUGUUUAACCGGAAACAGAGUUUGGAGGAGGUUGCUGACAACAUGCAGCUCUACUUCUCCUUUACAUCUGCAGGUGAGCCAGUGGAAGUGCUGGAUCUUUGUCUUGCCUCAGUAAUGGACUAAAUGAGAGCCAACAAACUGAAGCUCAAUCCAGAUAAGACUGAGGCUCUGUUAGUGGGUGGCUCCCUAGACCGGAUGGCUGGAAGGCUGCCUGCUCUUGAUGGGGUUACACUUCCUCUGAAGGAGUGGGUAUGUAGCUUGGGAGUACUCCUGGAUCCUUUGCUGUCACUUGAGGCUCAGGCAGCCUUGGUGGCAUGGAGUGCCUUCCAUCAGCUUCAGUUGGUGGCCCAGCUGUGCCACCAUUUGGACAGGGAUAGCCUAAGUUCUAAGGGACGCGGGUGGUGCUGUGGGUUAAACCAGAGCCUAGGACUUGCCGAUCAGAAGGUCGGCGGUUCGAAUCCCCGUGACGGUGUGAGCUCCCGUUGCUCGGUCCCUGCUCCUGCCAACCUAGCAGUUCAAAAGCAUGUCAAAGUGCAAGUAGAUAAAUAGGUACUGCUCCGGCGGGAAGGUAAACGGCGUUUCCGUGUGCUGUUCUGGUUCGCCAGAGGCAGCUUAGUCAUGCUGGCCACAUGACCCGGAAGCUGUACGCCGGCUCCCUUGGCCAAUAAAGCGAAAUGAGCGCCGCAACCCCAGAGUCGGUCACGACUGGACCUAAUGGUCAGGGGUCCUUUACCUUUAGCCUAAGUUCUGCUGUCUAUGUUCUGGUCACCUCUAGGUUAUAUUACAGUGGUACCUUGGGUUACAUACGCUUCAGGUUACAUACGCUUCAGGUUACAGACUCCACUAUCCCAGAAAUAGUACCUCGGGUUAAGAACUUUGCUUCAGGAUGAGAACAGAAAUCGUGCUCCGGUGUCGCAGCGGCAGCGGGAGGCCCCAUUAGCUAAAGUGGUGCUUCAGGUUAAGAACAGUUUCAGGUUAAGAACAGACCUCCGGAACGAAUUAAGUACUCAACCCGAGGUACCACUGUACUGCAAAGUGUUAUACAAAGUGUUACAGACUGUUUGGAAACUUCAGCUGGUGUAAGAAUUCAUUAGACAGGUUGCUCACCAGGGCAAGAUGGUUUGAGCAUAUAAUGCCAAUGACUGCAUGGGCUGCCAAUUAGUUUCCAGGCCCAAUUCAAAGUGCUGGUUUUGACCUGUAAAGUAUUAAAUGGCUCAGAACCACAAUACCUGAAGGACCGGCCCAUCUGAGGACCUUCUUUGUGUGACCCCUCCAUGAGCAGCUUAGAGGGUGGAAACAUAAGAACAGGCAUUUUCAGCAGUGGCUCCCUGUUUAUGGAAUGCUCUCCUCAGGGGGGCUUGCCUGACGCCUUCAUUACAGAUCUUUAGGUGCCCAGUGAAAACGUUUCUCUAUAACCAGGCCUUGGGCUGAAUACACAUUAUACAGUAUAGCCUUUUAAAUGUGUUUGUGGGGUGGGGGUAAUUGGUUUGUUUUUGUUUUAUUAUGUAUUUCGCGUUUUCAUUUUGUAUGUUUAUGUUGUGUGAACCACCCUGUGAUCUUUGGAAUUUAAUAAAUGAUAAAAAUGAAAAUUUAUCAGCGUUUUAGUGUUGAUUUUUUCCUAAUACAUAUCCAUUUUUGUAUGCUAUUUUGCAAGCAAUUUCCUCUUAUACAAUGCAUUUUAUGUUAUGUUAUGUUAUGUUUUAUUUUAUUAUAUAUGGCAUUAUUUUCAAUAAUAAUACAUUUAUACUUUUCUAUGCACACAUUUUUGUGCUUUUUAUUUGCUAGAAGAAUAGUUUCACAAAAUUUCAGAAAGUAUACCUGCUUCAGUUCAUAUCUUGUUUCAGCAGGAACUGUGAAUUAGGUCUGGUCUCACGAGAAUCUAAACUAAACCAAAUAUGCUGCCCAUACCUAACUUGCAGCCUAGCUCCAGUAAUGUGCUCCAAGAUCUUGGCAAACAGGAAACCUGGAGAAGAUGGUCUGAAUCUUUCUUCUAGUGCCAAUUGGAGAUUUCCCAGUUCCUACAAUAAGAGCCUGAAGACUGUGUGUUUGCAAGCCACUAGCCUGGAAGUUUAGAAGCAGGGUGAUGGCAGUACGACCUAAAGGUUGGAGCCAUGGGUAAUGCUUCACCCCCUCACAGGCCAGGUGCACACUGUGGGCUCUGACACUGCAGUCCUAGCAUUGCACUUUGGAAGGCACACGCUUGUACAUCUAACUAAGAAUAAUACAUCCUGAAGAUAUUAUUGAUGAACCACAAAAUCUGAUUGUUUUAAAAGUGCUGCAAGGCACUUAGUUGGUUUUGCUGCAAAAGCCGGCAUGGUUUCCUGCUUCCUAGAAUGUUUCCAAGAGUUAUUAAAAAUGCAUUGAUUUGACAUAUUCAAAUUAAACACUCUUUUCAAUAUUAUCACAGCAAUUCCUGCCAGGAAAAGCUGAACCUGUUGGAUUUUUGCCUGUCUUGUCACUGCUAGAAAGACAGGAACUAUUUUUUUAAAAAAACAACAACACAACAUACAGUUUAUAUUUGUGUAAAUUUCCAAAGCUCUGAAAUAUCUUCAGAACUCUUUUUAGGUUAUCUAUACUGAUGUUUCUGAGUGUAUGUUAUUCUUGCAGGUGAAAAGGAGCAGGCUGCUAUUUGCACACACAGAGAAUGCCACGACCUCAUAUGGACUUUUGCACCCAAGUACACAGCCUGCUUUUCUAGGUGUUGCACAUUAGCUGUAGUCCCCCCCCCUCUCUGUGCUGUGCAGUUGUUCGUCCAAUCAUACUCUUGCAUGCAAAUAUACUAUAGCCAGUUCAGAUAAAAAGGCACAAUUAUAUUGAAGUGCUCAGUCAGGGCAAAUAUCACUGAACUUUUCUUACAACCUCCUUUCACCUGUGUUUCAGGAACUAGUCCAAACAUGACAACUGCCCCGGCUUUGCCAGAGCCCCUCAAGGAUCUGAAGAUUCAGUAUACUAAGGUUAGUUAUAUUUAUGUGGCUUAACUUCCCUCAAGCUCUGCCACUGAGGCAAUCUCCUUGUGUCUUAUUGCUGUAGUCUGUGCAGUUCCCACUUUAGCGGUGGAUCUCAGUGCAUAUAACUUUGUUGCCGGUUUUUACCUAUGGAUCUCACUGCAGCUUUAUUCCCUGAUGUCCUCCCCUGUUUCCGCAGAGUGUGGCUGCUGACAGCCAUCCUGUUUCAGAAUGGUUGCAAUUGUUGCUCUGUGUGAAUUAUGUCUGAAGCUAUGAUUCUGUGAGCCCAAAGCAUUUUAGGGCUUCAGCCUUAACCAUGGUACUGUUUGUAGACCUAGGCAUAUGUACUUGGGAGAAGCCCCAUCAAACUAACAGCUGGAUCUUAUGCAUGUUUACUCAAAGCAAGCCUCACUAGGUUCAGUGGCACCUUCUCUGAAGGAAAUAUGCAUGAGAUUGGGGCUUUUUUGUUUUGGGAGAUGUGUAUAGGAUUUGACUGAUGCCUAGGAACAAGUUCUGCAGAAAUUACUUCCACAGCGGUGUUUCCAGGACUGGAUUAUAACAGAGUAUUAAUGGUUUACAGAAAGAAAGAUAAAAUCAGCAAAGGGGAAAAUCAGAAUAUGUUACUGUAUUAGGGAAUGUAACAUUGAUUUAUAAUUACAAUUCAUUACUAAAAUAUGUAGACUACAAUCUUCUGCACAUUUACUUGGGAGUAAACACCACUGAGCACAAUGGUAUUCACUUCUCAGUAGACGUGUGUAGGGUUGCACAGUUUCUUGGGGGGAAAUCCAGCAGAAUUGUUGAAAUGUGAACAACACACAUGCAUCGCCUACGUACCUGGAAGAGAAGUGCAUAAAAGCAGGCCAGCCACUUGAGAGCAAUAAUGAGAUGGACAAUCCUUGCUAGUAGACUUUCUACAAUCUACAAAAGGCAUUGACAUGCAAGGCAAAGGGCUGGGGGAAAUACGAAGGUCCCUGGCUUGAGGGCUUGUCUUUAGCCAGCUAAGCUGGAGGACUUGGAUGCAGCAGGAUGAUUCAACCUCCAGUACUGCACAGAACGGCAAUAAUCUUAUUUGAGCUGAACAUGUUGCUGAGGUUCUGCUUACAGCGGCAUCUGGUUGGGCCUUUUGAGAAGAGGAUGCUGGACUAGAUAGGCCUUUGGCCUGAUCUAGCAAAAUCUUAUGUUACCAUGUCAUCUGAAAUACUGUGCAAGAAAAGACACCCCCAAGCACAUUAUGUAUAUAGUUGUUCAGCAGUUCAGCAAAAGUAUUCCUCUGUAGGAAGUUUGGGAAUCUGGGUGAGAGACACCUCAUGAAAUCUGUAUUUGCACUGCACAUGUGGGAUGGGGAUGUACAUUCCUAUCUGCCUUGAGAGCAAAAGGAAAUGUGCAGCCCAAUCCACUCUCUUGAAUCAUUGAUUGCAUAGGGCCUGGCUGCAGCUAGACUCAAGCUAACAUAUUUAGUAUUCAGGCAUUAAUGUACUAGGAAGCAGAAGGCUUCUCAAAAUAAAACUAGAUUGUUUUCAUGUUCUUCCUAUAUUCCAAGGACAUAAUAAACCUGUAUAUCCAGUUUCCAGAAGCUCUUGAAAGAAAAACAACAGUGGGUUGUAUCCAUUCCACUCCCACAACAGACUUCCACUUGCACAACCAAACUCCCCUCUCUCCUCUCCCAUGUAGCUCCUGUGCACCCUCAGAAUCUGCCUCAGGGGGCUGCGAGACCCUUUGGAGCAGAUACUGGGAGUGUGAAGGGGAAAUCACACUGCAUGAGCAGAACACCACUCCAAACAUGCAGCAUUGACUGCAACCCAAAGAGUCUUGUGGCACUUUAACAUCUGUUAUGGGAGAAGCUUUAAAGGACUGCAAUCUACCUGAUCACAUGUAUGAAAUGCUAUCCUACGUUACAGGUGUGUGCGUGCAUAUGUGAAUGCAGGAUGGGGAAAGGAUUGUAAACAGUGAAGUCAAAAAACAAAAUGCAGAAAAGUAUGCUGGUGAUAAUUAUCUUAUUAACUGGGCCUUUCAUACAGACACACACAACAUACAUCCUGGCUUUGGUAAAACGAUUUUUUUAAAAAAUGAUUUUUUUAUUAAAAAAUCAAUUCUGCAGUUUCAGUCCAGAAAAGACAGCACUUAACAACACUGCAGUCUUCUUUUGAAGUUCCCGUAUUCACGUUAUGUUGGUUGCAGUGUCAUUGGAAGCUAAAAUGGCCUCUUCCUGUUUUUUCUAUAUUGCCAUGUUGCCAUUUUAGAGUAGUGCUGUGUAGAGAAAAGCCUGUUUGUCUUAUAAGAGAAUUCAGAAGUGCCAUUUUGGCAGAUGAUGGCAUAUCAUUGGAAGCUGAUCAGGUGAAUGAAUCUCAAGGGUUGCACAGAAUAGAAUAGAAUAGAAUAGAAUAGAAUAGAAUAGAAUAGAAUAGAAUAGAAUCAUAGUUGGAUGGGACCCUGAGGAUCACCUAGUCCAACUGUUUUUGGGGGACAGGGGGCAGGCAGGUGUGGGGACUCCCUGGCCCUGAACAGGGUAACUAUGCCCCUGAAAGACCAGGUGCACAGCCUGGGAGUCAUUUUGGACUCACAACUGACCAUGGAGGCGCGGGUCAAUUCUGUGACCAGGGAAACUUUCUACCAGCUCCAUCUGGUACACCGGCUGCUAUAACUUGUGGAUUGAAUCAGCAGAAUGGAUUUUUAUCACACUGCAUGAGUUAGUUGGUUUAUCAGUGCCAGGAUGUCUGUGCUAUCAGCCCCGCUUUUCUGUGAACAAUGUAAAUUACCACCACCCAUACUUACUUUGGAUCUGACAGUUUACCUCCUCUAACCAUCAAGUACCUGAAACUGAGAAUACUUCUUCAUAUCUCUGAUGAAGUGGACUGUAGCCCACAAAAUCUUAUGCUGUGAUAAAGUUGUUAGUCUUUAAGGGACCACAAGAUUCUUCGUUGUUUUUUCCAUAUAUCCAGCUAAGUCCUCUGCCUUAAAAAAAUCCAUGUUGCAAACAAGCUUGCCAUAGAAGCAAAGGAUAUCAUAGCAAAUUCUUUCCAUGCUUAUGCACAAACAAACAGAUAAGCAGAAAGGUAUUAUCUUAUCGAACCCCUAAAGUAGUUCUCUCAUCUUACCACCAGCACGUUGCUAUUCCUUGCAUCAGAGUAUAAUUGCUAAAAUAGAAAGUAUCUUUGAACUUUGUACAGAUUGGCAGCAAACGUUUUGAAGAUUUUCAGGUCAGCUGAAGGAGAAAGGAAAAUAACUGUGCAAUUAAGAGAAUCACUCGCAGGGCCCUUUGCUUAUCACUUUAUUGGCCAGAGAUUGCUGUGAGCUGGGGGCAGGCGGGACACAGCAGGCGUUUGAGCAUUCCAGCCAGUCUGCGCCUUUCCCAGCAGUUGGGUGUGCAAACUCUGGCAGGUGACGGAAGUUUAUCUCCUUGCUGCUGAAGGAUCACAUGCUGAUAGUUACACACAGAAGUGUUGUGCAAGGCAAAAGGGCAGGUACAUCAGGGUGGGCUCCCUCCCGCCCUCCUUCCCUUAGAUACCUGUCAGCCCUAAGCCACAGUUUCUCACCUUUAAGCAUGUGCUCAACUCUCUUGCACUGAAAUCAGGCUUGGCUGGAUCACAGCCCCAAAGGCAAAAUAUUUCAUAAAGAAAAGAAGGAGAAAUUUGGGAGGCCUCUUCUGGAAUGUUGAAAGCAUGAGGAAAAGAUCUGGAGUUGUGACUUUAUUCUCAAAUCUGAUCGUUCCCCCUUGGUAAAUGCUUGGAAGAAACACCCUGUGGAGGGACCCAAUUCUGCAGCCUCCUCACCUGCACCGACCGCUCUGUGCCCAUCGCGGUGCUUGCAUUUCCUUGAUAAGGCAGUAGAGAUGUGGUGAGAGUUUGGCAAUAUUUAACAAGUUUCAGAAACUGACAGCAGUGUUCAGCUUUUUAGGAUGAUAAAACACUCCAGAAAAGUGGGGGGGGGGGUGUUUAUGUUGCAGGUAUAAGGUUCUUACUUCUUUUCUCUAAAAAAGAAGGAAGGGUGAAAAAUGCAGGCUUUCCCUUUGAAUUAUGUCCAAAAUAAAAUACUUAGUCAGCAUAUGAAUUUCUAAAAUGUGCUAUGUCCAAAUCCAGAUUAACCACCACAUCUGAUAUUUCCAUAAUGCCAGCUAACUGCCUAAUAUUUUACUGUCUGUGAUGGUGACAGAAGUGAUCAUGAAACCAAUACAGGCAUUGACAAGGCUCCCCAGAUCCAAAUAAAUAGAUAGCCAGUGUUGAACCUGAAGCACCCAACUUCUAAUUUCAGCAAGUUACCGGUAUUUGCCACUAGCUGAGACUGGCAGAGGUAAAGAACAAAAUUAAUUUGAGUGCCUCUAAAGGGAAAUGGGACCUGAAACGGUCCAGGGAAGACCUGUAGUAGCUUCUGUUCUCUUCUCCCUACCUGGGACUUUGCAACUUGAUAUACCCACAAAAUUCUAUAUCUGCUCGCAUAGCACAGCUUUUUUUGGAAUUGUGUGACUGAUUCUGUAUGAGCUUUUAAUGAUUUAAAAAGAAAGAAAGAUGGGCACACAUUUAGCAUGCUAAUCCUAAUCCAUUUUCUCUUUCUAGAGGCAUACUGAAGUGUGAACAUGGGAUGAAAAACUUAGCCCAUAAGUGUCAGGCAUAGCCAAGCCUGCCUUUUAGGGGGCAGGUGUGCCACGACUCAGUCUAAUGCACAUUAAAGUUCCACUUCAGUGUGUCCCUCAUCCAUAUGCAGCCUGCAGCCCAUUGAUCCCGUUCCUUGGGAUGCUUUUGCUUCUGAUCAAAUAAAUGAUGGAGCAGACAGCAGUAUACCAUUGUCCUGAUCCACAGAUCAGGGAUUCCAGAAAAGGAUGUCAAAACUGCCAAAAGGAUUCAUUCUAGUGCUUUGUUAUGAAAAGGUGAAAACUUCAAUGCAGUGCCAGAAACCUUACUGCCUUUACAGACUCAGGAUAGACACGAAAACAGCAAACAUUCAUCAUGACUGCCUGCCCCCGGGCAAGCAUUUUGUGCAUUGCUUAUACAGAAAACAUCAUGUGUCAGUUUGGUUAGAAACCCCCAUUGGCCCACCUGGCUCACGAAGGCAGGGAUGGCAGGCAGCCAAGCCUCAUGGAUAGCUCCCCUCCCUAAGCCGAGAGCCAAGCCUCCAAAGUCCACAGAUAAGCAUAGCACCAAAGCAAGCCAAAGAGCAUAUAUCAAAGCAAGCAGAUAAACAUAUAUGAGCUCAUUCUCACAGCCAAUAAUAGUUAGUCCCGGGGUUCCCUUGCCUACCAAGAUGGCAUUUACAGGCCUUUAGAAACAUUUUCACAGUUUGGUUCUACACAAAGAUGUGCGGUGAAUUUGCUACUCAGCUCCAAGCAAAAUCCACAGCAAUGCACAAAACAACACAAAAAAAGUAAUCCUAUUGCUAUAAUUGUGACAAAAAUCAUUAAUAAGCGGUGCCACCCCCCCAAACCCUUGGAACCACCAUGUUUCCUGUCCCAAACUGGCUAUAUAUUGAUGCAACACUUCUCAUAUAUCUAUUCUGCUUUACAAACCCCUCCUAGAGCAGCCGUUGCUCAGGCAGCAUAGUCAGCCAGAUUCCAGAGGGUGUGAUGGGCGGAGAUGUAGCAAUAGCACUGCAGAGGUAGCAGCCAGAGGGCUUAUCAUUAUUAUUUACUUAUACCUUGCCCACCUGGCCAGGUUUCCCCAGCCACUCUGGGCAGCUUCCAACAGAAUAUUAAAAACACAAUAAAACAUCAAACAUGAAAAACUUCCCUAAACAGGGCUGCCUUCAGAUGUCUUCUAAAAGUCAGAUAGUUGUUUAUUUCUUUGACAUCUGAUGGGAGGGUGUCAGGGUGGGCACCACUACUGAGAAUGCCCUCUGCCUGGUUCCCUGUAACUUCACUUCUUGCAGUGAGGGAACUGCCAGAAGGCCCUCGGCGCUGGACCUCAGUGUCCGGGAAGAACGAUGGGGGUGGAGACGCUCCUUCAGGACCAAGGCCCUUUAGGACUUUAAAGGUCAGCACCAACACUUUGAAUUUUGCUCAGAAAUGUACUGGGAGCCAAUACAGGUCUUUCAGGAACUGGAGUUAUAUGGUCUCGGCAGCCGCUCCCUGUCACCAGUCUAGCUGCCGCAUUCUGGAUUAAUUGCAGUUUCCGGGUCACCUUCAAAGGUAGCCCCACAUAGAUUGCAUUGCAGGAGUCCAAGCGGCAGAUAACUAGCGCAUGCACCACUCUGGCAAGACAGUCUGCGGGCAGGUAGGGUCUCAGUCUGCAUACCAGAUGGAGCUGGUAGACAGCUGCCCUGGACACAGAAUUAACCUGUGCCUCCAUGGACAGCUGUGAGUCCAAAAUGACUCCCAGGCUGCACACCUGGUCUUUCAGGGGCACAUUUACCCCAUUCAGGACCAGGGAGUCCUCCACACCCGCCCGCCCCCUGUCCCCCCAAAACAGUACUUCUGUCUUGUCAGGAUUCAACCUCAAUAGACGCCAUCCAUCCUCCAACCACCUCCAGACACUCACACAGAACCUUCACCACCUUCACUGGUUCCGAUCUGAAAGAGAGGUAGAGCUGUGUAUCAUCUGCAUACUGAUGAACACUCAGCCCAAACCCCCUGAUGAUCUCUCCCAGCGGCUUCAUGUAGUUGUUAAAAAGCAUGGGGACAGAACCCUGAGGCACCCCACAAAUGAGAGCCCAGGGGCCUGAACACUCAUCUUCCCACACCACUUUCUGGACACUGCCCAGGAGGAAGGAGUGGGACUAUUGUAUAACAAUGCCCUCAGCUCCCAGCUCCUCUAGACAGUCCAGAAGGAUGUCAUGGUCGAUGGUAUCAAAGGCUGCUGAGAGAUCCAGCCGAACUAGGAAACAGCUUUCACCCUUGUCCCUAGCCCACUGGAGAUCAUCGACCAGCCUGACCAAGACCUGAAUCCUGAUUGGAAGCAACACAAAUAGUCCGCAUCCUCCAGGCAUGCCUGGAGUUGUUCAGCAACCACUCACUCACUCACUCAAUCAAUCAAUCAAUCAAUCAAUCAAUCACCUUGCCCAAGAAUGGAAGAUUUGAGACUGGGCAAUAGUUGGCCAUAUUGGCUGGGUCCAAAGAUGUUAUUUUAAGAAGUGGUUUAAUGACCAUCUCUUUCAGCAGGUCUGGGAAGGCUCCCUCAGAGAGGGAAGCAUUCACCACCCCCAGCUCUUCCCAGCUCACUUUUAUGAGCCAGGAUGGGCAAGGAUCAAGGAGACAGGUGGUUGGUUUCAUGCGUCCAAGCAACCUGUCCACAUCCUCGGAGGUAACAGAUUGGAAUUGAUGCCAUGCAGCUUGACUAGACAGAGCUCUAGCACUCUCCCGCCCUGGCCCUGCUCCCACGGUGGAGUCUACCUCUUUCUGAAUCUGAGCCACUUUAUCUGCAAAAAACUUUGCAAAAUUAUUGUAGGAGAUGUUGGGCCCCGAUGGCAAAGGUGGUUCCGUUAGAUUGUGAGCCACCUGAAAGAAUCUCCUGCUGCUGUUUUCUGCAGAUGCUAUCUCCACUUGGUAGGCUCAACAUUGAGCUCUAACCCGUGUCCGGUCUGAUUCAGAAUGAUUUUUCCACCACCAGCACUCUAGCCGUCUCGGCAAUUGUUCAUCACCCUCAGCCCUGGGGAAAACCACAGCACUGUCUGGGUUCCAUGCAGUCGGAGAGGGCACUUUGGAGCCAGACAGUCGAUAGCUCUGGUUAACUCCGCAUUCCAGCGGGCCACCAGGGAAUCAGCUGAAAGGCCAUCAACAUGGGAUAAAACAUCCCCUACCCUCUGGAAACCAUUUGGAUCCAUUAAGUGGCGGGGGCAGACCAUCCGAAUCUGUCCCACCUCCAUGCAUAGAGGAAUGGUUGUGGAGAAGUCCAGUUGCACCAGGAAGUGAUCCGACCAGGGCACUUCUUUUGUUUCACUUUUACUUAAUGUCAAAUAAUCCACAUCCAUGGAGAUGAACACCACGUGUAAGGCAUGUCCAUGACUAUAAGUUGGGUCAAACUUAUUCAGGGAGGCCAUGCUUUCCACAAAGUCCCAAGUGGCUCUUUGUAAGGUCAUGUUGGCAUGGAUGUUAAAAUCCCCUAGGACAACCAAACUAGGUGUCCCCAGGAGAACAUCCGCCACGACCUGAAGCAGCUCGGGCAGGGAAUCCUAGGUGCAGCGGGGAGUUCGGUACACCAAAAGGAAUCCUCUACUGCCCCUAUUGUCCAACUUCCAGAACAUGCACUCAGAAAACUGGGUCUUCCCAAUAGGACGCCUGGUGUAAGCUAAUGACUUCCUAUAAAUCACUGCAACGCCCCCUCCCCACCCAUAUGACCCGGGUAGCUAUGCAUAAGAGAAACCUGGCAGACAAACAGCAGCAAGAACAGGCCCAUCUGCUUCAUCCAGCCAAGUCUCUGUUACCAGAUCAAGUCCUCCAUCCAUGACAGCCGUCUUGUGAAUCUUUGACCUGACAUUGCACAGCAGCAGCUUAAGGCCAUGUGGGUCUCCCUUGUUGAUUCCAAUAUUCUUCCGGUCAAGACCAGACCCGGAGGCAGGGGUAGUCUUCAAACAACAACUAAACCUGCCUCCUCCAUUGUCUGGUCUUAGCGUAGCUCCUCCUCCUGCCUGUGAUCACUGAGAUUGGGUGUCUCAGUGCAUUCUCCCCUGUGGAACUUGCCCCAGCCAUUCUGAAUCCCUGCCUGGAGUGAGGGGCAGUGAGGACCUGUGGCGGUGAUUCUGGACAGGCUUGGAGCUCCCCAAGACUGAUCAUCUGCCUAGGUAAAUCCAUAACUGCUGCCCUCAAGGGGCUGAGUUUAACAUGUUACUGAGGCCUGGAGGAAAGAGAAGCAGCUGCAACAGUAGGCUGGCUGUUUCUGUCUGUGUUGAAAACUCAGGGAGAUGUGUUAAAGGCUUUGCAGGGGUGGGUGAAGGCUAGAGAGACUGAUGUUUCUCUGGAAAGAUAUAUGCAAGCCACCGCCUGUGACGCUGUAAGGGAUUCAGCUGGAAAGUUAGAGAGGCAGGAAAAGCAGUUGCUCACCUUUGCUUGUUGAUAUGUACGCAAAAGUGGAUGGCUGCAGCACCCUGAGGUAAAAGCUAUUGCUCCACCAGGUUGGUCAUCAUCAGGGUGGGAUCCUGAAGCUGAGGAUAGCACCUCAACUGACGAUGGGGAAGGGGAAUUGCCUUCAGGUAGUGAAAGUGAGGGAAGGAUGAGGCCUCACAUCCUUUGGUGAAGUCUAAAGUGAAACAGCCUCGGGGGCUGCUGCUGCCCCAGCCCCACCAAUGCAAGUGAAUAGUGUUUACACCUGGUGUGCUCAUGGUGAUGGUUACGAAAUUUCACCAGCAGCCAUACAAAACACUGCUGGCCUGGCUGUUACAUUUGUGGGAUGAACGGGCAAACACCUGCUGUCUUGGUCUUCAUUCUCUGUCAAGACAGCAAGGCUUUGCCGACUUUUGACAGUUUGCACCUUCUUCUGAUAGAGCGCUGGAGCUGAUCAUUCUGUCAUUUUGGGCAUCACACGGGCCCGCCUUUGGGCCUGGGGAUCAGGACAACCAGGGAAGAAGCAAGCAAGAGUACUGAACAGACUCUGGGCCAUAGCCAGAACUGCAGGUCCAGGCUACACUACCCAUAUAUUAGUGGCAUCCUGUAUACUAGUGACAAACCCCAUGCUAUAGCCCCAGGCAGGCAUGAAAAAGAGGAGCCUUAUUUGUCAGCUAUGAUUGAUUUGCCAGGGUUGAUGGCAAGUACAAUGAAACAAUUGCCUGGCUACAUCAUCACAUACCUAAAGUCAGCAUGGAUAGCUCUAUCUGUCAUGUGCCACAGCAGUUUGGGCAUAAGAAUUGGGCUGAAAUCCAUUUAAUUCCAUGUAUUCUCACUUGCAAGCAUGGAGGCGGGAUUUAUGUUAAAACAAACAGACUUUUCACACUGAUUUCAAUGGGCACUAAGCACAACUAACUUCGUCUAGAAUCUAGAUUCAGUUCAUUUUCCAAAAUCAGGGUUUAUUCCUGAUGUCUCUCCAUGCCCCAAACUCAUACUAAAAGCCAGUAAAAGCCCUUAAUAAGACUCAUGUGUGUUUUGGGUUAGUAAGGAAUUCAGGAAAUGGCCUUUGAUAUACAUACACUAGUAAAUAUUUUACUUGAUUAUGCUCCGGAGUUAAAUAAUGAUUAUUCAACUAAUAAUGUUGUCCUUUGAAUUUUUCUGUUACACUUUCAACCUAGCUUUCUAAAAACAAUUAAAAAUAAUUUAUGCUGCAAUGUUAUAAAGGCUUAACUGGGAGUAAAUCUCAAUGAAUUCAGUGGAACUUGCUUUUGCUGUGGGUUGCAUUGCACAGUACUAAUUUGUAGUUAUGUAGAGCGACUGAAAAAAUACUUUUUUGUUGCCUUUGGGAAGCUAAGCUGAAAGGCAACAUAAAUGUAUUAUUUACUAAGCAGAAAGAAAAAUAUAAGACUCUUAAACCAAUAUGCUGUGAAAGGUGGUCAUUUGUAUGCCCGUGGUGUUAAGUCUGAAAGAACUCUGACAUUAAACUCUUUGUUUUCUUUAUGAGUUAAAUUAUUGGCAACCUUUUUCUACACAGUUCAAAUCUGGUAAAGCCACUGAGGGUCAAAUACAACUGUUCUGCUUCUGUAAGCCAUUUCCAUAUCAUGGGAGCAUCAGCUGGCUGUGCUUGGUCUGGGAAAGACUUGCUUGGCUUCAUUUACCAGAAGCUGCUCAGCAUGGACCUUGAACUUUGCAUUCAAGGAUCUCCCAAGGCCACCUUCCUAGGGGUACGCUUCCUGGACAAGGCCUCCUUCCGUGACAUUGGAUCAACUAAGCCAAUGGCAAUCAGUGGAGCUGUGGCACCUUUGCUUGUAUGGCAUCCCAGCCAUCAAAAAGGGCAGAGGAGAAAGGGACUUUGGAGAAGACAAAUGUAAGCCGCCUAUUAUAGAUGGAUAGAAAGACACACAAACAUUUUGCAUACUUGAAUAAUGUUAGGCACACAAAGUCUUCUGAACAUGUUUUCAUUUUACCCAAAUCCAAACUCAGUGAGUCACAGACUUGUACAAGAGAGACCUUUGAGGAAACUAAACCCACAAUUAGCAAAAUAAACACCAUAGAGGACACCUCAUCCAUGUUGUGCUUUUGAAUACUUGUUCUUGCAAAGAGGACCAGUUCAGACAGGCCCAGAACAGCUGUUGAUGAUGAUCCUGCUUGCUUAUUUGUUCAUUUCUUCUGCCUGUCAAUUAUGAUAUGUCAUUCACAAUGGCAUGCAUUCUGCCUUAGCACAAGGGAGCUCAGCUUCCAUGGAAGGCUUAUUAGAAAGAAAAGUGAUGAGUGUGCUAGUGUGACCCAUUCCCUGCACUUCAACAGCCUAGGAGUUCCCUACCUCCCUGUCAUCCCCCUGCAAACUCAUGAGGGAAGCCACAGUUCUUAGGAUCAUAGGAAGUUGUCUGGAUGGAGGAUCAUACUAAUAAUGGCUGCCAGCCAUGGUGGCUAUUUCUGCAUCCACCGACAGAAGCAGGAAGCCUCUGUAUAUCAGUUGCAGGAAAUCACAAGUGGAAAGAGCCCUGUUGCGCUCAGGCCUUGCUUGGGGGCUGCCCUUAGACUUCUGCUCAGCUGCUUUGAGAACAGCAUGCUGGACUAGAUGGGCCUUUGACUUGCUCCAGUCGGGCGCUUCUUAUGCUCUACAGUUACCAGGUCAGACUGUUUGCCUAUUUUGCUCAGUGUUGUUUAUCCUCCAGGCUCUCAGGCAGAGGCCCCCACACUGCCUGUCCCAUCUCCUAUUAUUUUUUCCUAUUACAGUGGUACCUCGGGUUACAGACGCUUCAGGUUACAUAUGCUUCAGGUUACAGACUCCGCUAACCCAGAAAUAGUACCUCGGGUUAAGAACUUUGCUUCAGAACAGAAAUCACGCAGCAGUGGGAGGCCCCAUUAGCUAAAGUGGUGCUUCAGGUUAAGAACAGUUUCAGGUUAAGAACGGACCUCCGGAACAAAUUAAGUACUUAACCCGAGGUACCACUGUAUUUAAAAAACCCUGCAGUUAAGGGCACAUAGCUAGCAUGUCCUCUAGUUUUGCCCAUGUUGGCUGUGCUGCAGUCAAGCUGUCAUUUGGAGGUGAUGAGAAGAGGAAAUAACAUGCUGUACCUGAUAUAAAAAGCCUUUGAGUCAGUGGCCUAAACGUAGCAGUAAGAACUUCCAAAAAAGGUAUGUUUCACAAUUGUCUUUUUUCAUAAACAGAUACGAAUUUGACUUACCCUUGCAUCACAUGGCACUGUUAUAUUAAUAUUUACGUUUCACGCACUCUCUCAUUUUGGGAGCGCACCUUGUUGCCAAGCGUGGGUUUUCAUUAUUUGACACUCUGCUUGCUAUCUUCUUGUGCCUAAUUUAGUUUUCAUCGUAACAGAUCAUGGUUCUGCCCUUAUGUUUUUUUAAUCUACAUCUGGGCUUUGGCUAUCGGUUUCCCUGGAAAGGAUUUAGGCCAUCAUCCGCUUCCUGCUUGCUUAAAGGUUAGAACUGCAUAGGCAAAAUGCUUUCCAGCUAUUUGAAAAUGGAUACUUUUAGCUAUCUUACAUGUGCUGCUGAGUAAAUGAGUAUGAUCUCUGGGUUGCUCAGAACCAGGAUAUGUUUAAGAUAAUAUUAUUACUAAUACUGGCACUCGACUUUGUUUUCAUGGUGCAUCUGCAGCCUAGGAGGCAAAGGGAGGAUUGGGAAAGGAACAGGAGAUAGAGAAGGAAAGUCCAGGUGCGUCAGGUGACCCCUCUCCUCAAUCCAGCCCAUGCAUAUGGGAGCAGGAGAGUACCACCUCCCCCCCCCCAGCUAUUCUGCACACCAUUGAAAAGAGCCAACACUCAUUGGGUUUGACAUUCACAGGUUGUCCACCUACAUGUAGAUAUGGGGACAGUGGAGAGGGGGCACUGGCUAGAUGGGUGCAGGCAGAAGAUGAGCCCUUGGUUCCUGGGGCCUCACGUAGGAGCUGCCUAAAGAGACGCACCAUCCACUUCUGACAUUAAUUCAGGAACACUGCACCAUCAAGGACUCCUGACUGCUCCACGGAAAUGAAUGAAAGGAUGAAUUAUGAAACUUCGUGAAUAGUAUUUCAGUAAUUUGCAACACAAUACAUCCUGUGCAAAUCCUACUGCAAAGCUGAGAGCCAGUGUGGAAUAAGAGAGUGUUGGACCACUCCCUGGGAGACCAGAAUUUUAAUCCUCUUUCAGCCUUGAAGCACCCUGGGCCAGUCACUGUCUCUCAAGCCAACCUACCUCACAGGGCUGUUGUGAGGAUAAAGCAGGGAGGGGAGAACCACCACUUUGAGCUCCUUGGAGGAAAUGAUAGCAUAUAAAUGUAAAUAAUAAUAACUGUGGUAAAUAGGAAGUGAGGCAACAUGCUUCACUCAUGACAAGGACUUGAAUGACACUGGAAGGGGGGGAGCAGCUUUGGAUGGUGGCAGUGGGACGUCCGGUGUAAAACAAAAAUAGUAUAAGGAAGGCAUGGGAUCCAACCAGGCAGUUGUGACCUUCCAGGUGCUUGACAGCACUUCCUGAUUUUUGCUGCCCCAGGGAGGAACUAGAAACAAGGAUAUCAAGCACCUCCUGGGAUGCUGUACAUGACAGGUGGGUUCUGCCUGUAUUGGCACCAUGUGGGAGCAAGAGAGAAAACAGGCCCGGUGCCAGCAGUCAGUCUGCCUGGGCCCUGGCAAAGGCCCCACCUGCUCAGAAAGAUCCCUCACCGGCCUGACUCAGCUGGUAAAUUUAAAUGGCAGCCCCACUCUAAGAUAGCAUCCAGGGUGCUGGGGAGGAGGACAGUCAGUACUGCUGUUGCCCUGGUGAUGGCAGGGGGGCAACUGCAACUGCGUGAGGAGGUGUGAGUGCUGUCAGGAGGUCCAUAAGGGUCCCCUGAAGGCUGAGGAAAUAGAAGGUGGUUUUAACAAGCAAGUGGAAUGGUGGGAUGGGGAUCUUUAGAAGUCAAGUGAGUAGCUAAAAAAAUAUUGACAAGAAAAAAAUAUUUUUAAUUCCAUCUCCUCAGUGUAAAACAAAUAAUUUGUGCAUCUCUUUAGUCUGCCAUCUCCACCAAUCAGCCUUAGGAUCAGUUUACACAACCACUUUGUUUUCAGAAACCAGGAAUCAGUCUCUCUCUCUCUCUCUCUCUCUCUCUCUCUCACACACACACACACACACACACAAACACAUUUGGUUUUAAUGGCAUUACCAGUAUUUUCAGUGCAACUCAACAUGAGCCAGGAAGAAAAAGAUAUCAGGGAUUAGCACUCUCUUUGUAUUUUUUUAAAAAAAUUGUGACAGGGGGAUAUAGUUGUGUAGAGGCCAUAGUUCUGAACUCUCUCUCUAAAUAGUUCCUGGUUAUGACAUUUCUUUAAACAAGAGCAUGACUGUUAUGUGUUGUUUUUUCAUUUCAGAAAGUUGUGUGUUUUGCAGGGUGGAAAAAUAAAAAUAUUGAUUGAUUUUAUUUUGAUUUAAUGUUUGUAUUCCGCUUUUCCAACAACAAAUGUUGAACUCGAAGUGGCUCAAAAUAAUAACAAUAACAUUUAUAGAAACCCCAAACAUUGUAAUCAUUAUGAUAUCAGACACAACAACAUAUAAAUAAAACAAAACUACAGCAACAGAUUAAUCAAAACAGUUAAUACAUUUCAAUAAAGUCAUAGUGACUCAUAGUGUUGCCAGGAUGCCGUUUUGGUUACCAGAUGCAUUGUUUUGCAACACUGCAAUGGAUGGAAAUGGGAUAAGGAGUCACAUAAUGUCAUCAAUUUAUCUGUCUGUCUUCCAUUCCCUUGCAGAUAUUUAUAAACAAUGAAUGGCAUGAUUCAGCUAGUGGCAAAAAAUUCCCAGUCCUUAACCCUGCGACUGGAGAGAAAAUUUGCGAUGUUUCAGAAGGAGAUAAGGUAAGCUUUCCUUUCUAUGGACUUUAUCUUUAUUUGGGUGUAAACCUCUGCCGCAGGUCACUAUCUAGGGGAGAAGAAAUAAUGGCAUUGAGAGAUAGCUCCCUUGGCAGAACAAGACUCUUAAUCUCAGGGUUGUGGGUUUGUGCCCCACAUUGGGCAAAAAGUCUCCUGCACUGCAAGGGGUUGGACUAGAUGACCUUUGUGGUCCCUUCCAACUCUACAAUCCUAUGAAAUCUGUCACAUGGUGUGGCAAUCGUCCAAGGACUGGAGAAUCAAAGCCACAUUCUGGGGCUGUGUGCACAUUACCACUGACUCUGACUCCAGUGCCCUCCCAUCACUGGUGUUUAAACCCAAGCACACAUGACACUUGCCAUAAACUACAUUUCUUGAUAAAUAUUAUUCUUUGAUGUGGUUUCUCUUAAACCAGCUUCCAUCCCAUUUGGAAACCUAAGCCACAGCUAAACUGAGGUGUGUACAUUUGAAACAUCCAUUACGCAGGUGCAGGUGACAGCUUCAUUGAAUAAGAGUUUGAGGGGCUGCAGGGUUGGGAAAAUAAAUCAGGUGAUAAGCAUAGGAUGAAGCCAUCACUACCCCCUCUCUAGUGUGUACAGCAGUGUAAAAAUGUGAUUUCAAAUUCAGCUGGGGAGUGUGUGGAGGGGGUGACCUUGCUGCAUUUUAAGCUCCUGAUGUGAACGUAGCCGAGGUAAGUAAGGGCAUUCUGGCUCAAUUGCAAAAAGUCCUAAGAAUGGAACUAACCUGACCCAGGAUGGGCUGCCUGCUAACGGGAUGACUGAGCUGAGCACCAUCCUUAAAACAACAGAGAACCGAAGAAGGGCUCUAAGAAGACAAAUGCAACAUGUUUUGAACAGACGUAGGGUUGCCGCACGUCCGGAAUUUGCCGGACAUAUCCGGCAUGUAUGGAAACCCAUGUUGGCAGUGUCAUUUUUGGCGAUUUUUUUUAUGUGAAUGUGCCAAAAAAGCUCAACAAUUGUCCAGAUUUUCAUUGUUUGAAAUAUGGCAACCCUAAAACAGAGAGGACUGUUUGGACUCCUGAUUAUUGUGUCCAAUCCAAGUGAGCUUUUUAAAAAGCUCUUUUUAAAAAUAAAUCCUGAUUCUUAAUGUGUGUAGGAGAUGCUAGUUACAUGCAGUGCUGAUUGGCUAGUGCCUAUAAUAUCAUCCAAACUACCCCCACCUUGAUCCUAGAGCAAGAUCUAAAGAAGAAAUAUGGAUAAACUUUCACUUCCUUUUAUCACCAGCUUCUUUCCCCAGAUAAAGAUUGUUACAAAUCAGGUGGGUCCGCUGCUUGAACAAUCUUGAAUUAAACUGUGCCAGUGAUUUACUCAACAUUUGGGGCUCUCAUAAGGUUUUUAAAAAAAAAGGUUUACAAACCGUUUAUUGAUUUGUUUGAGCUUUCUCUCCCCCACCCACAAAAAAAAUCCUAAUGUAGAUUGACAAUUAAGUAGGCCCUGAAUCCAGCAAAUUAUUAAAAAAAAUCAGCUAAUUAUACAAGUAAUUGUAAACUUCAGAGCUUAGUACUUAGGCAGUGAGCCAAAAGAUUUUAAGACUUUAAUCUGGAUGUUCAAUAGCACUAACAAAGAAUUGUGCAUUACUUUAAAAAAAAACCUUGGAAAAUCAAAAGGGGAUUACAAAUCAAAGACACACAUGGGAAUGGGAAACAGUAUCCUUUCAAUUAGAUUGUUCAUUUAGUCUGCGCUCUCUAAGACUAAAUGGCUUAAAGCAUGAUUGCAUCUAUUUCAAAAAUGGUCCAUGGGAUGUAAAGUACAUUUACUGUCUAAUAUUAUGCAUGUCUCCUCAGAACCAAAUCUCAAUGAGUUUUAUGGCACUUACUCCCAGGAAAGUGUGUAUAGGGUUGCAGUGAUAGGGAUGUACUCCCUGUGGCUGAGGGGUCAUAGAAUGCUGUGCGUGGACCUCCCUCCCCACCAGCAAAAAGGAAGGUCUGUAGGUGAGAAUGGAAAAUUCUGCUGCGGCUAGAAAUGGGGGAUUAGGAGGCACAGUUGCCCCCCUCCCUCAAAUGGACUCAUAGUUAUGCCUUUCCAGGAGUUUGUUUGCUCAACACAAGACGCGUUUAAAAAACUUAAAUCAAGCAUUUAACUUUGAACUAAAAUCCUCCGCUACUCACAGCAACAACAAAAAGUCCCAGAAUUCUUAAGUGUUCUGCAGGCAACAUUUAGCAUAGCCUCGCCUCUAGCUCAUGGACCUAGAGAAACACAGAGAUAAAGAAAAAACAGAUAUAAGUUCAGAAAAGGAUAUAAACAGCAGAGUGAGAGAAGGCUUUGUGGGGGCCCUGAUCCAGCUCAGGGGGUUUAUUGGCAUCACACUGGCUGAGGGAAGGGGAAGCAUCCUCUGCCUCACACCUGCUACUACACACCUCUAGUAAAUAAUGUCUGCAUGUCAGCACUGGGUCACAGUUUUUAGCACCUAUAUUACUUCCAUGGUUUUUCGAGGAAGAAGGCGGCAGGAUGGAGCAACAAGGAUGUGGUAUUCCCAGUGUUGCACUGGCAGUGGCAUAUGUAAAGCUGGAGAUGCACUACUCAGAUUUCACUAAAAUUCAUGUACCACUGGUACGGUUCAGUCAAAAUAAAUUGAGCAUCAUAUGCUUAAUACUUACUGCAUUUAAAUGGAUUUUCUGUACAGGCAGAUGUCGACAAAGCUGUUAAAGCAGCAAGAAAAGCUUUUGAACUUGGGUCCUGCUGGCGAACCAUGGAUGCUUCAGAAAGAGGAAGGCUAUUGAACAAACUAGCUGAUUUAAUUGAAAGGGAUCGUCUCCUCUUAGCUGUAAGUCUAAAACAUGGACCACAUUUUAAACAAUUGAAAUAUUUGGAGACUGGCUUAUUCUGAACACAAUUGAGUAUUUGCUUCAAUGUUGUGAAAGACAAAUUCUAAAAUCUGUUUUAGAAAGUCGGGGAAAGUUGGUAGGGAUGAACAUUCAUUCUAAGAUACCUCAGCUGAUCAAACGGCAUAGUGAUAUCUAACCACAAACAAUCCCAUCCUCAGAAACAACGGCUUGUUGUUGUGUUCUGCUUGACAUUGGAUUUAGACUACUGUCUUCCUUUCUGUAUUUAGCAAAACUGACAAAGUUGGCUAAUGCCAUUUAAAGGUCAUGUCUGCUGCUGUAGAAGAAGAAUAAAAGGAACCUGUCAAUUAGAGCUCCUGUAGUCACUUUGAAAGCAAAAGUUGGGAUGGGUGAGCAGACACACAUUUCCUCCACUGCCAAAUCAGUCAGUGUGCUUCCAACGGACUCUUGACUUCUAUACCCAUCUAGACCAUGGGUGGGGAACUGUGGUUCUCCAAAUGUUGUUUGACUACAGUCUACAACAAGUGUGGACAACCUUAGGCCCUCUGGACAUUGCUGAACUGCAACAAAUGUGGCCAACGACUAGGGGUGAUGGGAGUAGUAGUUGAAUAACAUCUAGAUGGUUCACAACUACCAACAUGCUGCCUGGAGCUGAUGGAAGAUUUAGUCCAACAGCAUCUGGAGAACUGCAGCCCCUCCCUCCCUUGAAAAUCUGGAACUAUGGCAUAUAUAUAAGUAUGUUAAUUUUUUGUUUGAUACCAGUGUUGCUGUGUCAAGAAUUGCUUUGUUUUGCUAUAUCCUGCCAGAGUUCUUCAUUAGUGUGGUGCUGUGCCAGCACUGCAGCCUCAGAGAUCUCAAAAGCAUCUCCAGUUGCUCUUCUCUGGUGUCUGAUAAUCAAACAUAGAAUGUUCAAUUCCAUUCUUAAAAUUUUAACCUGUUAUAUUUAAUGUGAAUAAUCACUACUAACAUAUUUAUUGUCUAAAUAUUACAUAAUAAUUGAAAAAAAUAUUUGGCCCUGUAACCUGAGGGAAAGAGAUUAUCAUCUCCCAAAGAAGGGGGAAAUUGCAGAAAUGGAACAAGCUCACGGGCUUAUCUCAGAUAAAGUGGAUGUAUUUGCCGGCAGUGGAAACUAACCUUGGGUUUAAUCAUUUCUUUUCUGCUAUUUCCUUAGCCAAGAACAACAAAUCUACUGUUAGGCUAAAAUAUGUUUAUUUUUCCAUAAAGACAUACCUUACUAAUCACAAUUCUUUCAAGCAGCCCCAUCUUCUUGUUUUGAAUUAGUUCUGCACUUCAAACACUACACAUUAAAAUCCUUUCAAUAUUUUUGGGUAGUUUGUCUAUUCUUACAGUGUAUUUUUACGCAUGUCUACUCAGAAAUAUGCCCCAUUAAGUUUAAUGGGACUUACUCCUGGGUAAUUGUGUAUAGGAUUACAGCCUUACAGUACACUCCUAAGCCCACUGAUCUGUGCUGCUGGAGGGGUCAGGAUAAGGCCAUGUUGGCCCCCCACCUGGCUCAAAUGCUAUAGAUUCCCCCACUGAGCCUAGCAGGCCAGGAAGCAACCAAUAGUGGUUCUCCUACCAGCAAGAACUAGGGAUAAAGCCUUGAAAUAGGCAGAGUAAUGAUGGCUUUGGAUCCACUGGAUUCAUAAUCCUGCAUAUCCCCCAAGGGGUUCAAAAUGAAAAGCCAUUGUGAAUAGGUGAUGUUUUGAUUCAGGAUGAGGCCACCAACCAAAUGAUUCCAGGAUCAGACUAAAAAUUGAGGCUCAGAGGAAGGGGACAGAACUAAAACAACAUCUAACCACAUUUGGGCUUAUAAAUGGUUAUAAUUUACCUAUCAUUCAAUGCCAAAAGAUAAUUUUUGGACAGAGAUGAACAAUGCUUCUUUUUGUGGCAUGUGUGUGUGGUUUUUUGUAUAUUUGAUAUACUUGUUUUUCCCAGCUGCUGUAAACCUUUUGGAAGAGAGCACAUUAAAAGUUUAUGACUGCAAAUUCUCUGCACCGUUAAGCUAUUAAAUCUCACUGAAGUCAAUGGGAUUUGUACAGCCUAAGUGUUCAGCCUAAAUAAAGUCAUAAACAACUCAGUUGGGACUUCAUUCAACAUGCAAUCCUUUUUUGUUCUACAAAGAGGCAAAUUUUACUCUAGAAAUCUUUCUGGUAACAUCCUUUGUCAGAAUUGUGUAAUGAAAGAUUGGCAGACCCUAAUGUUUACUUCAUCCUGCAGUGUUUGAUCACAAGGCACAAAGCAGCCAUUCUGGAUCAGCCACUUAAAAAAGAAGCCCAGUGGGUGUUGCCAAGAGCUGGUCUGUCAUGAGUUAAAGAUUCAUUUUUCUGCAAGCACUUAUUGUGCAAGACAUGCCCAUGCCUUAUACAACGACCAAUUGCUGUGUCAUUUAUUUGUAUUUUUGAACGUAAGGUUAGUGUGCUACAUUAGGACUUUGAUGUAUACACUAGAUUAGUGUCUACAGGCCACACGGAGGGCGAUCCUACCAGUGCUAUCUUCAAUGCCCACCUUAGUUUCAACAAGAUGCCAGACCUACAAGCCAGAGUUGCAGAACAGUAGCCCUCUGGAUGUUCUUGGAUUCCAGCUCCCAUUAGCCCCAGCCAGCAUUCCUAACCCCCCCCCCCCCACUGCACAAUGCUUAGAGCACUCAAUGGUUAUAGGCCACCUUAUUGUUUUACUUAUUUAUAAUGAUUAAUUACUCAACCUAUUUUGUUCUAGACAAUGGAGAGCCUUAAUGGGGGUAAGCUUUUCCCCACCUCCUACUUAAUGGACUUAGGCGGCUGCAUUAACACUUUGCGCUACUGUGCAGGCUGGUCGGACAAAAUCCAAGGACGGACCAUCCCAAUGGGUGAGUCAUUCUGAGAAAAAGUUUCUGAGCAGAGAGCUGAUUUGGAUGAGAUGUUCAGGAACAUUUUUCAGCUACAUGAAUGUGUCAUCUGAGAAAAGUGUAACCUUAAAAAUCUGUUAUAUAAGUGCAGAGCUGUGGUGGGUAAAGUUUUAUCAGCCAAUAUUGCCUCUUUUUUAAAAAAAAACCACCAUCACCACCAAAAAAACAUUAUUGACAUAUUUUGUAUUACUUAGCUCCAUAAUGCUUUUUAGUGAAGUUCCUACAGCUGCAGCAAAUGGCAGAGUCCUGACAGAAAUAAUUUUUUAAAAGAGGUCAGCAGGUCUUAGUCAUCACCCUUCUUCCAUCCCUAGGUGAUGUUUAGGAGUAGCCAAUUCUUAUAUCAUGUUUGUAUAUGAUCCUUAUAUUAGGAUUUCUGCUGCACGGUGGUCCUGCUAACAGGAAAUGUCACCAUUGAUUCCAUCCAUCCCACUUGAUUCAGAUAUUACAGCUGGUUAAUUGGACAUCUGGGCUAAUUUAAAUGCUUCACUGCCCUCCUGACUAGCUGCCAAUUGGUUAGUUUGUUCUCCUCCUUUCCCCAUCUAUCUGUUUUUUCCUUGUGAGCAGCAACUUUAACUCCCUGCCAUGGCAAUUUUGUUAUGUUUGUGUUGUUAAAAUUAUCAAAGUGGGAGGAAACUCUGCAGCUAUGGCAAAAUACAAGAGCUGAAAGAUCUCUCUUCUACAUGAUUGCUUAUAGAAUUGGAGCAUUCAUUCUGCCCUCCAACCUUAUGUGUUUGGUCGAAUCUAGAUAUGUUUACCUUUUCUUUUGAUAGUAUCAUAUUAUAAUAGUAUGGAACAAUGCUGAAUAAUGUGAGACAUUUUCUUUUCCUUAGCUAUGCUUGCAUCUUACCCAUGUGUUCUUAUCUUACUUAGAUGGAAACUAUUUCACAUUUACAAGACAUGAGCCUGUUGGAGUAUGUGGACAAAUUAUUCCUGUAAGUUAGAUCCAUUGAUAUAAUGGAGAAAAUGGGUUGCAUCCAACAUUGACCUUGCAAAAGCAGAAGUCUUUCUGUUUGUCUAGCAGAGGCUUCUGCUAAUGGAAAAGGUGGGGUGAUGUUGUCUAUUUCCCCUCCUCCCUGCAGAAUAGACCACCUUCCAUGCCCUUUUUGAAGGUCCCCAACCCUCUGGAGCAGAUUUUAAGGGCAUAGUGGAGAGGAAGAAUUGCCAAAAAAAGCUACUGUUACUUACCUUAGUAGAAGCCUCUACUAAAUCAAAUGUUUGUCUACAAACAAAAUGACUCCUUCCAUUCACAGAAGGGCAUUUUGGAAGCAACCGUGUGUCUUUUAUUUAAGUAGCAUUAUGCUGAACUUUUAAGUGGCAUUAUGUUGAUUCUUUUAAAAAUAGCAUAACUUUCCCCCCACUUCUGCAGACGUGGAUAAAACUUCCAGGUACGACAGCCCCUUCAGAGUAGAUAAAGCCUGCCUACUAAAUUGCUAACAAAUAGGUCCAGGGGCUUUUGUUCUCUGAAAUAUGCUUUCUCCAAAAAAUAAUCCUUCUCUAACUUUUUUUGUGGGGAGCUGAAUUUGAUUAAAUUUCAAAGCAUGGUUGCUCCUUCUGAAUUCUGCCAAAUUUCAGAAUGAUGGAGGGUAAAAUAGAAAUCAUUAAACAUCCCUUAAUGUUUUGUGAGCAAUCAGUCUGAAAACUGUGGACAUCAGCCAAAUUGCAAACAAGAAGGUCUGCAAAGAAUCUUGAGAACUGCAGUUUAUCCCCAGAAACCCAAAGCAUUCUGGGAACUGUAGUUUCCCUUUCACAAAGCUACAAUUCUGGCACUCUUAACAAACAGUACUUCCCAUCAUUUUUUGGGAGGGGCAGAGCCAUGGUGUGGAUGUUAUCUAAGUUUCCCAUGUGUUGAUGAGCAGAGCGCAUGUGUCAUUGUCACAUCCUGGAUGCUGCCUUCUCUUGGUUAGAUAGACAGGCCGCUCGCAAUCAUAAAGACCUUACACACUGAUUGCAGCUCAGCAACUAACUGUGCUGUAAUAUGAUUGGGACCCCAAAAGGAGCUGUUUUGUUGUGACCAUCAAAGCAACCUGCAAUGUCCUGCUUCAGUUCCUGCAAGAGGUCCAUUUCACAAAGGGAAUCGGGGAGGGAGCUGUUUAUCAGUUCAAUUAACACACUUCCAGUUCAGAAGUUGUUUCAGGGUUUGGAAAGAAUGAGUUUAUCUUCCAUGAACUGGAAGGGUGGGUCUGCUUAGCAGAUGUCAUAACCAAAGCCCAGGAGGUAUUCUCAGGGAUGCAAAGAUAGUGUCAUCCUAGGCCACUGCCACACAGAGAAUGGGGAGCCUUCUGUGCAGAUCUCACAGGCCGCAGUGGUUCUGUCAUCAGGGUCAGUCCAUGAGAUAAGCCCCGAGCCAGCACACUGAAAAGACAAAGGGUCCACUUGGGCUCACUUUAACCAAAUCCUCAAGCCAAUAUUGACUUUUCAUCGCUUAUUGAAUCUGAAAAUGCACAAGACCCACAGAGCAUUAGGGAGCAUAAAGGAUGUGAAGAGAAUAUGAAGGAUAGGAGAAUGUGAUGCUGUGAUUUGUUGGUCAUCUGUUCUUGUGCUGCCUUUUCAGUGGAACUUCCCACUGGUUAUGUUUGUCUGGAAGAUUGCCCCUGCUCUUUGUUGCGGAAACACCGUGGUCGUCAAGCCGGCAGAGCAAACUCCACUAACGGCUCUUCACAUGGGGUCUUUAAUUAAAGAGGUGAGUUGCCAUAGCAAAGCUGCCAUGUGCAUGUUCCCAAAUGUGAAUGUGAGUGAGCCCUUACCUUCACAGUGCUUCUGAACAGUGAGGGCUGUUCUGUUUUGUGUCAGUGCAGCUUGCAGCAUGUCUAACCUUGUCUUGGGGAAUUGUAAUGCACUGCAAACCACUGAAGCAAGUCAAGGGCAUGAAGCCUCACAUAGCUUUCCAGUCUAAAUUGCUCAGAAAACAAAUCAUUAGCAGCUUAGCAAACUGAACAUCUUGGCAAUCAUCAGGGCCUUCUGGAAGCAAAAGCAAACAAGAGCUCAGAAAAGCAGAAUGUUGGUCUGGAGGGUGGGGGCGGGGGAGGUGGUUUUUCAUGCAAGUAUCUCAGUAAUGAAACUCUUGUCUGUAAUUUGAUAUAUUAAUUUAACUUUGUGACUGAAAUAUUUACCCUACCAAGCACAAAACUGACAAGCAUCAUGUUUGGUGUGCCCAGGAUAAAUGCACACCUUAUAGGGCUGUAAUGCAAAAUGUCUUUGCUUAGAAGCAACUCUCCUUCAGAUCAGUAGGAUGUAGGCUAGAUGUACCAAUGCAGCCAAAUGAGAUGGUAACGUAGGGAUACAUAGAUCUGCUGGUUUUCUUCUUGCAGGGAAGGAAUAGUUUUUGUUUUAGUGCAGAAGCAUUGAACAACUGGAUAUGCCACCUGCAAUCCAAAGUUCAACAGCCCACUUUCUAACCUUGGUACACUCUCCCACUCCAUUCUGCUGCAUGUAGAAAUCAGGCUGCAUUAAGGACUCAUCUUGUCCCAUGCCUGGAAAGCACACAUCUGAGCAGUUUUCCACUUGGCCCAUGCCUCCUAGGCACAGAUCAGAGAAGUUUCCCCCUUGCCCAACAACUCUCCCAUGGAAAACUGGCUCUUUGGUGCUAAAUUGGAGCAAAUGUCAAUCCAGAGAAAACGUGAAUUGCUGUUUGCACCGAUUGAGCACUAAGGAGCGGUUUUCCCUGCAGGAAAGCCGUGAAACAAGAGGAAGUGUGGAUAAGCCCUAAGUUUCUAGAAAACAUAGUUUGAACUGGUGUAUGAAAGUAACAGGUACAAUCAUUUUUAAGCAUUCUGUUGGAUUCUUCAGCACAAUGGUAUUUGCUAUGCAACCUGGAGUGAAGAAUAAUCUUAUGUGGUUCCUGAGCAGAAAAAUAAGCUAAGAAUACUCCCAGCAUGGAGAGGUAACUGGAGGAGCUAAGGCUAAGGUUGUUGUCUUUACCAUGCUUACUCAAAGGCAAGUCCUGUUGAGGUCAAUGGAGCUUACUCAUGUAGGAGGUUAGGUUUGCAACUAAAAUCUUUUCCCUGUUCCCUUUUGUGCAAAAGUGAGGUUAGGUUUGUACAAAAGUGAGGUUAGGUUUGCAACUAAAAUCUUUUCCCUGUCCCCUUUUGUACAAAAGGAAAAUAAACUGAAGAUAAUUGUGGUCAUGGCAAGUGUUGCUAAUAAGUAACCAACCAAAGAACUAACAAAAGUGAUUCAGCAUAUCUUGUUCUUGCCACGGCAACAGUGACUCAGCAAAAGUGAGCAAACAGUGAAAUGCCACUUGCAAUUAAAUGGUUAUGGGUUAACAAGUAACUCUGCCUGCAACAGGUGACUCACACUGAAAACCACCAUUUGGAAUUCACAUUUAUUUUAUUUUUUGGUAUUCACUAGCAUUUCUCUUCUCCACUUUUCAUAAAGCAAUGAGAGUCUGCUCAAAAGUCAUAGAUUGUCAAUAAAUGACCAACAUUAAGGACCAACAUUCUAAUUUUAAGGGUAACGAUCAUGUUAUGGAUAUUAACCGAUUUUUAAACAGAUGGAGCCCUUCUGCUGAAUGAAGCCUGAACAUAAAACAAUGCAGCCUUCCAGGGUGGGGCAAGAUGAAGGGGAAGGGGAAAGGAAGUGAUUCUGUAGUAGACAGAGAAUUUUCUUCCAGCUGAAUAGGUUUAGUUUUGCAGCCACCAAAACGGAAUAACCAUGGAAAGGAAGAGAGGCCUGGAGUGUUUUCUGUCCUCUUACCUCACUGGCUGCUGAUAGGACAGAGUCUGAGAUCAUGGUUCUAGUUAUUUUCUAAUGCCAGUCUUGGAUUAGUGGUCUAGGCUUCAGAUCCUUACACACAGUCCCAGGGUUUAAACUAAACCUGUUGAAUGUUAAACUAAACCUGUUGAAGGACACUGACAAACUGGAACGUGUCCAGAGGAGGGCAACCAAAAUGGUCAAAGGCCUGGAAACGAUGCCUUAUGAGGAACGGCUAAGAGAGCUGGGCAUGUUUAGCCUGGAGAAGAGGAGGUUAAGGGGUGAUAUGAUAGCCAUGUUCAAAUAUAUAAAAGGAUGUCACAUAGAGGAGGGAGAAAGGUUGUUUUCUGCUGCUCCAGAGAAGCGGACACGGAGCAAUGGAUCCAAACUACAAGAAAGAAGAUUCCACCUAAACAUUAGGAAGAACUUCCUGACAGUAAGAGCUGUUCGACAGUGGAAUUUGCUGCCAAGGAGUGUGGUGGAGUCUCCUUCUUUGGAGGUCUUUAAGCAGAGGCUUGACAACCAUAUGUCAGGAGUGCUCUGAUGGUGUUUCCUGCUUGGCAGGGGGUUGGACUCGAUGGCCCUUGUGGUCUCUUCCAACUCUAUGAUUCUAUGAUUCUAUUCUAUGAAUAAUAUUGAGUGCCUCCAGUUUAACUUGUUUGUGAGUCAAUGAUCCAUGAUCUGGAAAGUUCCAGAAAAGUUCUGACUUGAUGCUAGCAGAAGGUUCACCAACUACCUUUGAACUUGAGCCCCCUUCAAAGCUUAUUGUACUUUUUAAGUCCCCAGCCCAUUCGUGGUCAACUCUCCAAGAAGCAAGGGAACAAAAUCCUUCUACAGUAUGCAGCUGUGCAUGUGUGUGUAUGUAAGACUUGGAGAGCACCCGGACCAGGACAUGACAGAUCACAGGACCUCUGAUUCACAAGCCAGUCAAACCACAUAGUUUAAAACCUAUGCACUCACUCAGCUUAAAAGACAAUACUAGUACAACCGAUUUUUCGUUUGGGCUGUAUUCAGUGGCAUGAAAACAAAGACUAUCAGGUACUAGUGGCAUGUUCUAGGCCAGAAAAAAGCCUCACAUUUUAAAAUAAAUAUGCCCUUUUCAUCACAGACUAUAUGCUGAGAAGGCAACAGGUUGCUUUAUAAGGCAAUCUGUCAAAUAUUUUUUCUUCACAACAGAGCCUCUUUCAAGCCCAAUGCAUUUGCUAAAAUUAAUUGCAGCAGCACAGAAUCCACUUUGGCAUGGCUCUGGCCCUCGCGACACCCACAGCUUGUAACUUCAGUUCAAACAGGAAAUCUGGUGCGCAGGAAAUGGUUGCUUCCAAGGUGGCCUCUCCUUCCCAGUGAUGCAAAUGGAGGUAAUAAUUGCCAGCCCUUGUGGUUCCUAGAUAUGGAUCUUUACUAGGACACUUAGGGAUCUGGCUGCAUGGAAGAGGCACUUUUGCCACAACUGUUAUGUGUGAAUCAGACCUUUGACUAAUUAAUCAGGCUUUGAUUGCACUGUGUUCCCAUCAGGAACAGUUUGCCACCUAACAAUAAGGAUACUGAAGUGAAUGUUUCAUGCAUACUUUUAGAGUCACAGGGGAAUGUGAAAUAAAGCACAUCCAUGCUAAACAGCCAGCAUGAGGUCAUGGCUAGAGGGCUGGAGUUAAGAGUGGGGAGACCCAGAAUCAAAUCCCUGCUCAGCCACAAAACUUGCUAUUUGACUUUGCCCCAGUCCCCACCCCACAGGGUUGUGUUGCAAAAGAGAGCUAUUAGCCUUCUAGGAAGAAAAGAUAAUGCAUCUCAAGAAGGAACUUCAACUGCUUUUGUUGGUAUAACACAACAAGCCUAAAACCUCUAAUUAGUCGGCCACCUUAGCCGGAGCAACGACAGAGCUUCUUCUCAUGCUGGAAGGGAGGUGGCGUCUUCUGCAAGUACAGUGCUACCUCGGGUUAAGUACUUGAUUCAUUCCAGAGGUCCGUUCUUAACCUGAAACUGUUCUUAACCUGAAGCCCCACUUUAGCUAAUGGGGUCUCCCGCUGCCGCCACACUGCCGCCACGCGAUUUCUGUUCUCAUCCUGAAGCAAAGUUCUUAACCCAAGGUACUACUUCUGGGUUAGCGGAGCCUGUAACCUGAAGCGUCUGUAACCUGAAGUGUAUGUAACCUGAGGUACCACUGUAUUAGCUUUUCACUCACCACAAUAGUGUUGCAUGCAUUUUACCACAAGUUUUUGUGAAGGUUGGGGGUUGGGGGAGAGAGAAGUAUGCCCUCUUUCUUUGAGUUUCUUUGAGAACGGAUGGGAUGAAAUAUCGUAAAUAACACAGGUGCAGUAACUGUAUGGCUGAGAGGUACAACUGUGUUCUUUCUCCUCUGAUAUUCAGGCAGGAUUUCCACCUGGAGUAGUGAAUAUUGUGCCAGGGUAUGGACCCACGGCCGGCGCAGCCAUUUCCAGUCACAUGGACAUAGAUAAAGUGGCCUUCACCGGCUCUACCGAGGUAUUUGCCUAACCCUGUGAUUAAAUGACACCACAAAAGUCCUCCACGCACCCACACAGACUCUGACAAGUGAUUUAAUGCCUAGGCUGUGUAAUUAUGUUAACCUUUUUUGACUGUGAGCUUCCUAAACAAUGUCGCAGAAAUGAUUUGUUGCUUGUUAUACUCUACCUCAAACACAUCUACAUAGUGUUUGAACUGAAAGAAUAUCUCUUCAAGCAAAAGAAUUUUUGGAUAUAAAAUUGAUUCUUUAAAGCUGAGGAGAGGGUGUAGUUUGGAUUUUGGCAUAGUCUUUUGUUUCCCCCCUCAAAUUUCAGUUUAAAAAUAAAAAUACACAUUUUUAUUUUUAUUUCAUCUCUCUUUUUUAUACAGAAAGUUGCAUUCUACAAAAAUAGGUAGCUUAUCUCCCUCAUUGUGAGCAUGCUUCAUAUUUUAGAAAGGACUACUUUUAAUGAAGAAUAGUGUGGAGGGGGACCAAGACAUUUUUCACUGUGUGGGGUAUUUGACAAAAAUGCAUCUGUACACUUUGGCCACAUUUUAGUCCCCAAAAGUUGAUAUAAGCAACUGUUAAGCUCCACUCCGGACACUUUCCUUGAUGUAGUUAAUUAAUAUUCUUAGACUGAAGCUGCUAUAGAAUUGGCUGUGCCCCAUCUGCACUGCACAUUUAAAGCAAUAUCAUACCACUUUAAACAGUCAUGGGUUCUGGGAACUGUUGGUUUGUUAAGGGUGCUGAGAGUUGUUAGGAGGCCACUUUUCCCCUCACAGAGCUAACCUUCUCGGAGUGGUUUCACAAUCCAGGCUUCUUCCCCGGGAACUCACUCCCCCCUUCACUUACACACACUUUGGGCUGGUGAGAGAAAGGUGUAUAGCUGACCUCAUAGGCCACCCAACCCCUUCACUUCACACACUCCACACAGCCUGGCCAGUCUGGGUGGCAGGACUCCCAUUGACUUUCCAGGAGCCAUCAUUUGAACCCCAAGGAUUAUUGAUAUAUUGUGUGAGAAGUCCACCAAAGCUUGCAGAACACAGAUAUUUUGUAAUACAUCCCAUUAGUAGAGCACUGUUAAUCAUAGGAAUCUGCAUUGUUCCAGGUCAGGCUGUUUGUCCAUUGGGCCUGGUAUUGCCUGACUAGUAGCGUCUCCUAGACAGAGAAAAGUUCUCCACUCUGCAUAUCACAGUUACUGUAUUUUUAACUAGAGGUGCAUUUUGCAUGCACCACAUGUGCCCAACCACUGAGCCGGAGGUCUGUUUUCCACUCUCAAAUUGACAAGAGAGGUCAGCCUGAACCUCUUGCAAAGCAAUGACCACAGUCUAAAUAUGGGGUUACACACAACAGUUUCAAGUUGUGUCUUCUCUUUUAGGUUGGCAAGAUGAUCAAAGAAGCUGCUGGGAAGAGCAACCUGAAAAGAGUCACUUUGGAACUUGGCGGGAAAAGUCCCAAUAUCAUAUUUGCAGAUGCUGAUUGUGAGUGACAUGCUUCUCUUAGAUUUCUUGUCUUCAAAGCUGUCCCCUUCCACUGUGUUGCAAAGCUUUUUAAUGUUAGUUUGGGGAGGUGUCUAAGCAAGUGAAAACCCAGAUUGUUAGAUUACGUUGCAAGGACUGCUGUUUUUGAUUUACAGUAUUGACUGAGAUGCUCAAUGUUGGCCUCUUCUGUGUCUCUUUCUUCGCAGUGGACAGUGCUGUGGAAUUUGCACACAUUGGCCUGUUUUACCAUCAGGGACAAUGCUGCAUAGCUGGGUCUAGAAUUUUUGUGGAAGAGCCAAUAUAUGAUGAGUUUGUACGUAGGAGUGUUGAGAGGGCUAAGAAAAAUGUACUUGGAAACCCACUGGCUCCGGGAGUAAAUCAAGGUCCUCAGGUAAGGAACGGUGUUUUGUGUCAGGGUUAUCACCUGGGUCAGUGUUGUCAGCCACAGGUGGACUCAAAAUGCAGGCAUCCUGGGAGAUGGCAUGGAGUAUUUCUUCUUAUGCCACUGCAAGUCUGCAGAAAACCACAAACCCUUCUGAGCCAAAGUAGCUUUACAGGAUCUUUGCGACCCCUUCUUCACUGCAUUGGCUCCUGCCCUUUUCUGACCCUAUAUAAGUUGUCUUUCCUGUCUACAAACUUUGUGCAUCAAAUCAAAGCUGUGUGCUUUCUUGACUCCCACUUUAACCAUUCCCUGACUCUCUUGAUUUCUGGUCAAGGCAAGCUUCCUCUCCCUGUUUUCCCCUGCACACCUGUCCGGGCUGCCUUUAAGGAACUGAUUUCAACCUCCUUUUUAACCAACAAUUCUGCCAUGCCCUUCAGUCAGUCCAACCCUGCAGGGGGGGCCCUGAACAUCACCCCAAUGUAUGACACUUUGGCAAACAGGUUCAAAUACUUUGGCAUCUGUCAUUAGGAAUGAGGCUUGCCUUGUUUAUUAGACAUCUGGGUAUUUAUUUUAAAAUGCAUUUCUGACUCUGAUUUUGCUCAUGGAUGGACAGUCCUCUUCCUACAAAACAGACAUAUUUAAUACAAAUAAUACUAGCCUACUGCUUGUGGUGAAACUAGGAGCUUCAGAUUAACAUGGAACUAUUUAUUAAGAAACUUUCACAGAUCUUUGGAGAGUGGGACUAAAUUUCAUAAACUGCAUUUAGCAUUCAAAUGCUUAAGUGGGCAAUAUGACUUUGAGGCUUUGGGCAGCAGGAAGUGUUGAUGUACAAAACCUUGGCCUAUCCCAUCUGAAUCUAUAGGAUGCGAAACUGCUGUAAAUAUAGUGCAAACGUUAGCCCUGUUCAAGCCAUACACAUGUGUUAGCUGAAGGAGCAGAGUCCCAUCAUCAUUGUCUCCAGCCUACAGCUGAAUGUUCAAUGUGCUUUCUGGCAAGAAAACCUUUUGUAUUUCUACACAGUUCAAAAUCACAUGGAACCCCUAAGCAUGAGCAACUGCUCGUGUGACAUGUUCCCUUUACAAACAUCUACACUAAACACACAGUCUGGGGGUGUUACGGAAACAGGGAUGCAACACUGGGUCGGGGCAGAAGUGUGUGGCUGCUCCUGCUGCCAAUUAUAAGUACAAUAUGGUGUUUGCAUUCUCAUGAAGGUAUCCAGUCACAAGAAGGGUUGCAAAGACUCUCCCCACAAUCUGGGUCAUCAGUGUUGUGGGUGGUUUUCAAGCAUUCUACACUAGCCUUAUUUCAAAGAUUUUCAUCCAUCUCCAUCUCAUAGCCAUGACAUUGGAAUCAGUUCUUAGGUGUUCUGAAACACAGCCCAAACCCAACACCUACAUUUGGAAACAUCCAUUAUUAUUAUUAUUAUUAUUAUUAUUAUUAUUUAUUGAAUUUAUAUACCGUCCUAUGCCUGGAGAUCUUCUUUAACCCUCAUGUGGGAUAUGUCAAGGAUCUAAGACUCUGCACUAAAAAUCCCAAGUCCAUAAUUCUACUUUUCCUUUGGUGCAGAAAAUGCCGGAAAUGAAGAUAUAGUACAAAUUAAGCAGUAGGGUUUCCUCUCUAAUCGGCUUAUAAUCGGUUUUACUGACUAGCUUUUGCUAACUACUGCAUGUAAUUGCAGUCUUGAAAUCAGUUCUGAAUUCACUUCUGAAAAGUCAUUGGUUUGAAAAUGCCAUCCAAAAAUAUUUUUUAACAGAAAUUGGAUAAGGCAAAAGGAGAAGUUAAAUACUUGAAUGUAAAACUGAGCAGAGAGAGUUUAUGAAAGUCCGUGGUUCACAGGAGUGCCAAGACUGUGUAAGCAGUGCUGCUUUAAAAAAGAAAAAUUCUUUUGUGCUUAAAGUCCUAAUUACUGAACUUCAUGGGGAAAGGUGGCAGGGAUCCAACCACUCAGAGGCAACUUGUUGCUCCAUCUCUUGCUGGUAAAGAGUUUUUGUUUCUGCUUUGUUAAUCUUAAGGCCAAAGAAAUAUCUGGGAGAGUGACUUAUCAGUGCAAUAUUUCUUAUUUAGAUUGAUAAGGAGCAGUAUGAUAGAAUCCUCGCACUAAUUGAGAGUGGGAAGAAAGAAGGAGCCAAACUGGAAUGUGGAGGAGGCCCCUGGGGAGACAAAGGCUACUUCAUCCAGCCUACAGUUUUCUCAAAUGUUACAGAUGAGAUGCGCAUUGCUAAAGAGGAGGUAAGCAGAUUCAGAACAUUCUGCAUGUUGGACUACAUUCUAUGUUUCAAUUGUCAUGCAAGAUGUGCCUUUUAAAAAUCAAGCAUGUAGAAGAUUAGUUUUCACUCCUUUCCCACCCAGCCCCAAUCUAGGCUGUGUAAAACUAUGUUUUUACAGCUAUGUGCGUUAAUUUGGGUCAACUAAAUAGAACAGGUCAGCAGGAAUUAAUACUUUCAGAUGUUUUUGGCAAUCAUCAAAUACAUCCAGAUUUCCAAAGAAGCUGAAGGGCAGCUACAGUUGUGAAACUCUUCCUCCCAGCAUUCUCUGCCAAGGCCCAUGCCCCAAUAAGAGGCCCACACCUUGUCUCUGGAGACUCCUGUCCCUGCUGCUGCUGCUGCUGCUGCUCCUUACUGUAGUGCCCAUUAGCCUCAGCAAGGAAGAGGUCAGAGGAGCCAUGACAAAGAGCAGUAGCUUCCACAUCUCUUAUUCCUUCCCUCUGGGAGGUGAUGUCAUACCCUCCAACAUGAAAAUAGGGACGUCCUAAGGAAAAGCAGGACAUUCCGGGAUCAAAUCAGAAACUGGGAUGGCAAAUCUAAAUCAGGGACAUCCUUGGAAAAUAGGGACAUUUGGAGGGUCUGCAUCUGAUGUAGAUUAGGAGAGAAAAUCAAAUUGGCAGCAUCAACAGCGGGGAGGGGGAGAAGUGGCCUCCUCUGAAAUGAGGGCCCCCACUGAGACAGCCUUGGCCAAGCCCCCUCCCACUGCAAAAAGCCAUGGAUCUGACACAGGCAUACCCCUCCUCCUGCAUCUAUUGCUGACACACAUCGGGAUGCAUAUUCCCCAUAAUGAUGCUCAUCUGAGUCUCACUGAACUGGCAAAAUGCAUCUUUUGAGGCGAUGGAGAAGGCACAUCCAGUGGCUAUAUGUGACUAGCUGCUCAUGUCCAUAACUCAUGUCCUGAAACAAAGAGGGAAACUGAAGUCAAGCAGCAAGGAAAUGCAAGUCAGGGCUUGACAAUCCUGGUGAGGCCAUCCUCCUAAUUUUUCCUGCAAGCAAAUUCUAAGAUGGUUGUGGAUUUGUGCUUUUGAAAAGAAAAACAGUUAGACCUGGAGUACUGUAUACUGAUUUGUACAAACAGUGACAUUUAUUGUUUAAAUAUAUUCUGGCAAUAUAUGGAAAUGGCUCCGUUGGCUCCAAAAAUUGUUGUAACAAUUGAAAUAAAAUUAAAGUGAGUAGCUGGCAUUCAGCUAAAUUUUACUCAGAGCAGACCCACUGAAAUUAAUGGGCCUAACAUAGUCACAUUCAUUCAUUUUGAAGAGUUGUCUCUGAGUACAACUUACUUGAAUACCAGCCAGUAUUUGCAUGUCACGAGCUCAGCACCUUUUACUGAGUAUAGGAUGGUGCUGCAUGACUGCAAUCCUGCAGUACUAGUACUAAGCACCAGAUGAGCACAGUCGGACUCACUUCUGAGUAAACUUGCAUGGGAUUGUCCUGUGGUUUCAGCUUCUGUGCAAAUAAAGGUUUUAUGCAGAGGGUCUGAGGGCAGAGAAAAACGAGGCCUGGUUUAACACAACCUUCACCAGCCUAGCACCCUCUGUGUAGUUGGACUUCAGCUCCUAUCUGCUGCAGCCAACACUGAAGCUGAUAGGAGUUGUAGUCCCAAACAUCCUGAGAGUGCCUGGUUGGUGGGAGGCUGGUUUCCAGCUGUAUUGUCUUUACCAAAGACAUUGAUAAAUGUGGCAGUUUAUAAAACUAUGACUGAGAGAGAAAGUAUAGAUUUUGGAAGUCAUAGUAAGCACCUUACAAAGGAACCAGACCAGAAGGUGUCUUAACCUGAAGAACUUAUGCAUCAACUGCCUUUGAUGCAUAAGCUCAACUACCUUAUGCAGAAGAAGAAUUGCCCAUAGUGUGUGCAUGGAUCCCAGUGUUACCUCUGCUAAGCAAGCUUUGCAUGUUUUGUAUUGUUUCAAAGGACUUCAAAACCUGGUUGACCAGUGAUCAAAGUGUGACAAUAGAAAGUGUGAGAAGUGAGCUUUCUUCCAGACUAUCACCUUUCUUUAAAAGCAGUUGCCUGUCUCAAUGCCCUCAGAUGUGAAAACUAGAAAUAUAACCUCCGGAGAUAUUGAGGGUGCCUUGUGAUCUUUAUUGUUGCUUCUGGCUGCUCUCUCUCUGCGUCUGCAUGUGUGUGUGUAUUUCUAGCCACCCUUCACGCAAACAACUCCAGUCAGUCCUCAUAACAAUCCUGUGAGAUAGUUUAGGCAAGGGGUACCAUAUGCCUAGCAAAAUUAGCAUGGGGGGGGGAUUUCAAAAAAUCUGCAAAUGCCUGGGGUUUUGCCAACAUAACCAGAAAGUGUGUGUUUGAGUAUAACUCUUUGCCUUUUGUGGGCGGCAAGUUUUGUAUUCUUGAAAUAUGGCAACCCUAGUUGAGGCUGAGAUAGUGACAGGCCCAAUAUCACUUCUGUGGCGGAGUGGAGAGUUGAACCCAGGUCUCUCUGAUCCUGGUUUGCACCACACUGACCUCUUUCCCAGGAAAGGUUUGAGCCAGCCUGGCACGCCUUACAUUCUGAUUUAGGAAAAAAGCUGCCUUUUCUUGAAUUCAGUGAAUAAACAAAAAGUUCAUGUGGGAAUUUCUCUCCACACAAACUCUAAAAACAAAAAUAUUGUACUUUUUCAUCGGGAUGAAAAUGAUGAGGGUCACAAAUGGUUCAAUAUUUAUAUAAAAUGGUGAGUCUAGUGGAAAUGUGUUCUUGUAACAAUAGUUCGAACAAACAAAAUGAAUGAAAAUAUUUUUUAAACUUUGUUUUCUUACUUAUGCAGAAACUUGUAGAUAAGCAAAUCUCCAAUAAACAUUUAUGAGAUGAAAACACAAAUGUGUUCUUAAUUUUUAAAUAGAAGCACACAAUAAGGAGUUUAAUAACAAUUUACUUGCACACUCAUCACAAGGAUGUGUUUAGACAAGAUGCUUUAAAAUCCAAGUAUAAAUGUGAAGUCCCCCCUCCCAAAAAAUGACCCAGACUAAUGAAGAAAUGGAGCAGACUUAUUAGAGUGUGAAAAUGUGUGAAAGUGACAUAAAGUAUAAAUAGAAUUCUCCAUCCCCAGUUCAACUAUUCCUUUCCCACCCCACUCCUCCUUCUAUAUGCAGGCAUUGUGAAAGAAGUUUCAGGUUUGCAGGUUUCUUUCUCCACUGUGUAAAUCAUAGUAUCAGAGAGAGCAUGGUCGGUUAUUUCACAGAACCACAGAAUUGUAGAAUUGCAGGAAACUGAGAGCUGGAGCUCCCCCAACAGAUGGCUGUCUGGCCUCAGCUUGAAAAUCUCCAGUAAAGGAAAGCACACAUGCACACACAAGGCAAUUGGUUUCAUUUUCAAACUGUUUUCACUGUUAGGCAAAUCUAUUAGCUAGAUUAAGCUAUCUCCCCUUUAAUCGAGGGGCAUCUUCACGAAGUCCUCCCGGACCUUCCCCUGUUUAAAUGUAUGUGUGUGUUUUCACCCUUGGCUAUUUUACACUUUCUAAGGAUUGAAACUAGGGAUGCGGGUGGCGCUGUGGGUUAAACCACAGAGCCUAGGGCUUGCUGAUCAGAAGGUCGGCGGUUCGAAUCCCCGCGAUGGGGUGAGCUCCUGUUGCUCGGUCCCUGCUCCUGCCAACCUAGCAGUUCAAAAGCACGUCAAAGUGCAAGUAGAUAAAUAGGUACUGCUCCAGCGGGAAGGUAAACGGCGUUUCCGUGCGCUGCUCUGGUUCGCCAGAAGCGGCUUAGUCAUGCUGGCCACAUUACCCGGAAGCUGUAUGCUGGCUCCUAUGGCCUAUAGAGCAAGAUCAGCGCACAACCCCAGAGUUGUCCGCGACUGGACCUAAUGGUCAGGGGUCCCUUUACCUUAAGGAUUGAAACAACCCAUGCUUAAUGAAGGGAAGGUCCAGUGUGAUCAUUGUGAUGGGGUGGGUGCUUUGUGGUUGCCUUUACAUCCUACAGCUGCAAAUCCACAUUUUGCUUCUGAGUAGACAAUCCUAAUCCCAUUUACCUGGGAGUCAGCCCCACUGAAUUCAAUAGUUCUGGGUAGACAGAAUUAUACAGCAAAUCAUCUUGCCCUGCAUCCUCAGGCAGCAGAGAACCGGUGUUAAACUUCUUCAGUGUGACAGACCUUUGGAUGUUUGAAGAAUGCUAUCAUUUCCUCUCUUAGUCUUCUCUCUGGGUUAAACACACUCAGCCCAAUAUUUAAUAUUUCUUUGGAGGACUUGUUUUCCAAACUGCUGAACAUCUUUCUGGUUCUCCUCUGAAGGCAAUAGCUAUAAUAGGAGAUCCUACAUUUAUUUGAAUCUGAAAUCUCCAUGAACCAUGCUAUAGAGAAUCUCUGUGUUCCAUUUAAUGGAGUUAUGAAGAUUAAUGUGAUAGGGAAGGAGCAGGCAGGUUGGUAAGUUUCAUAGGGAAAAUGUGGGUCUAAACUUAUAAAGUAACCACUGUGUCAAAGAGCACUGAUUUGAUCACUAAUGAGAAUAAUACUUUAAGACCUAUGUAAUAGGGAAAGUAUACUUUGCAAGAAAGUAUCUAUUGAUUUUUGCCAUGCUAAUUGUUGAUUGCUUCUUUUGAUUUCAAACAGAUUUUUGGGCCAGUUCAGCAAAUCAUGAAGUUCAAGACUGUUGAUGAAGUUAUAAAAAGAGCAAACAAUACUCAUUAUGGUCUAGCAGCUGGAGUGUUUACCAAAGACAUUAACAAAGCUCUGACAUUUGCAGCUGCUCUUCAGGCUGGAACAGUCUGGUAAGUACCCUUGGUGUUGUUAUUUUACCCAAAUUAACCUUACAUAGAAGACUUACAGCACAAUUUAAUGGGUAUUUGUGAUCUGAAGGCACACAGAGUACCUGAAGAGAGAAAAGCUGUGUAACCUCAAACCUGAAUAGCAUCUUUGAGACAUGAACCUAUUAAGUCUGCUACCUCUUCCUACAUCUUUAGACUGUAGUUUUAACAAAGAAUAUUUUUUGCUUCAGGGGUCAUACCCUUAUCAGAAUUGGCAUCACAUGCCACCCACCUGUCAAUCAUCUGACAUCCCAAUGACAUCAGAUGCAAGGUGCUUUGAGGUCCCAAAGUUGGUUAUUUCCUCCAUUUUAGCAAGAGAUUCCAGGCAAACGGCUUAGCUUUAGCAGCAGUUUCCGUGUAAAUGCCGUUCUGAAUCAAGAAGGGGUUUGCAUGGACUCCUGUGAAACUGAGCAAGGUUUAACCUCUGCUUAUCAGCUGAUGGAUCCUGCUCCAAUAACAGGCAUGUGCAGCCAACACAAAAUACAACCCUGCCCAUAGGAUGGCAUCAUGAGUUAGGCACAAUUUUGAAAAACAUUUCUCAAGGGAUGCAGUUCUACAGCUUCUGUGCCACUGCUAACUCACAUCACCAUCUGCCAUGCUGCAAAUGGUGGGAGCACAUGAGGUUGGGCCUUUGAGGAAGAUCUCAGCAAACAGGUAGGCACAAAUGGGAGCAGGUGUUCUUUAGGGUCUGAUGACGCAGACCAUUUAGUGCUUCAAAGGAUAAUACCAACAUUUUCAUUUUUGUGCAGGAACUGCCUGGGAACCAAUUAAGCUGGUGAAUCACCAAGACCAUUGCAUUUUCUGAAUAUUUUUCAAAGGCAUCCCCACCUACAGUCCAUUAGAGUAGUAGACUAAGGCAUGCAUCAUUGUGACAAGGCCAUUCUUCUUCAGGAAAGUGUGUAGCUGGUAAACCAGCUCAAGCUGACACACUGCAAAAAUUUAGAGGCAAACAACCCAAGGAAUCCUUAUCAGAGCAGGGAUUUAAGUCUGAAAGCUCACUAUCCAUACUAAUCACUGAACAACAUGCUCCUCCACAUGUUGACAGUACUGUAUUUCUGUAUUUUCUAUGAAUUGGGUUGAAUAAUUCGACAAUUUCUACUGUUAGGUAGCAGACAUACAGAAGAGCCUGCAGCAGUUCUGAAGGCAUAUUUGUAUUUUUGUGACAUGAGAGAAAUUCAUGUUUAUCCUGAUUUUUAAAGUAUGCACAUAGUGCAAGAUUCUGUAAAGAAACUCAGCUAGCUCUUAUGACCUAGCAGAAUUCCUGCCCAUGACUAAGUUGCUCCAUCUUCUCUUUUUCUUCAGGGUGAACUGCUAUAGUGCAGUGGCUGCUCAGGUUCCUUUCGGAGGAUUCAAAAUGUCAGGAAAUGGCCGAGAGCUGUAAGUAAAGUCAGUGGGGAUUUGUUUCAGAUACAAAUUUCAGAGAUUUUAUCUGAGCAAGUUCGUAUUUUAGCACAAAAUGUCACCACUACAACAUUCUUAUUUCCAGGAAGUCUGUCUUUGCUCUCCUGGCAUUUCCGCUGCUUUGGCUUAUAAGAACGAGUAACCAGUCAGGGAAGAUGGGAAAGGAACAUCACUGUGUAGAAACUGUGGGUUGUAUUAACUCAUCCUAUGAUGUGCUGUCCAUAUCAGUUACAGUUAGGAAGGAAAUAACCUGUGCUGUUUCUGUUUUGCAGUGGUUUCUUUUCCACCAAAUGCCAAGUUAUUCAUCUCACUGUUCACUAUUUAAUAUAGUUUACACAAUUAUUUAUCAAUUUAACAUAAUGAAUGAUGCAAUUACUUCCACACUAUUCAUUUCAACACAAUUUUAAAUGGGGGUGGGGGUGGGAACCAUAAUCAAUUAUAUAGAUUUUUGGGACUGAGAAACAACAGCAAAGACUGAUCAGUAUUUGCUGGAUUGAUUUCUAUUCUGGGCAUGGCGUGAAUAAGUGAACAUCAGUAGCUUUUGCUUCUGUUUUCAUUGGAAUUCUUCAACAUUGCUAAUUACAUUUUCUAUCCAGCAGUUUGCCCUGUUGGGUAUUGUAGUGGCAUUUGUUUUCCUGCUAGAAUGGACUGUUUUGUAAAACUGAAAUGAAAAAAUGUGAAUGUACAAUUCAUUUCAGUUUUACAAAACAGUCCAUUCUAGCAGGAAAACAAAUGCCACUAGAAUAUUGCCUGAAGCUACCCCAAACUUCCAUUUAAAGAUGUCAUAAAAUGGUAUUUGAUAGCACAGAUCCAUACAGAAUGCAAGCCUUUGUGCCUUCUUGGUGAGCAAAUAGCCUUUUUUGGCAAAGAAGCUGAUUUCUAUUCUGAAAUGUUAUCUAGCCCAGAUCAUGCAUUAGGCCUCAGAGGAAGGCAAUAAUUUCUGUAGAGUCAAUGGCUGGAUGCUGUUGUGUCUAAGAGAAUUUGGACACAGUCUCUAGAAAUACGCCCUUUGUCAGACUCUCUUGAAGCUUCAUGGAAAUGAAUAGAAAUUGUACCAGAAUGUUGGUCCUUUCACUUCCAUAAACAGGAAAUGCCUUCUGUCAGACUCGAUUGAAACACCCCCUUAUCAGUCAACCAAUUGACACUGCCAAGUUCUCAUUUGAAACCCCCUCAACCAACCAGUGUAAGCUGAAGGAGGCACAUGGUUUAACUUUCAAAAGUAGCUCAUUGACCGUAGUGUUCAAAUUCCACUCCUAGCCACUCAGUUGCCAAGCCAAAGCUUCCCAGGCUCUGUCUGUCAUCAUAAAAAAAAGGCUGUAACAGAGACUGACAUCUCUGGCUAUCCAAGCUUCCUGUAACAUCUGAUCAGAAUACACUGUCAGAUGAUAUUUGCAGCUCUUGGACAUUGAACAUGCUAGAUCACAGAUAUAUUAAAUACUGUUGCUAUUCUGAUGGUCUCUCUCUCUCUUUAAGUGGAGAAUAUGGCCUUCAUGAGUAUACAGAAGUCAAGACAGUCACCAUCAAGAUUCCACAGAAGAAUUCAUAAUGUCACUGCAGGGAACAGGAGGACUUGACCACAUCAGAUGCUAAUCAGACUUGCAAGGCCAGCUAUAGAGCAGAACAUUUUGUAGCAGAUGUUUUCAUGUAAUUUGGGUUUUCUUUCUAUCUGUAAAAACAAAUGUGUUUAGCAAUUAACAGUCAUUUAGAAAAUCUUAAAUCUGCUUAACUAAGAAAGGGAAAUCUUAAUGUCUGAAUCUAAUUAACAAGUUUUGAAUUUUGAUGAAAAAUCAAUUUUAAUUUCCCCCCGUAUUUGAAUAUAUUUGAAUAUAUCUGUAGUGCUAUGGGAAAUAAAAUUGUGAACAUAUCAUAUUUACACAAUUUGCUUUAGUGUGCUGUUAUAGAAUCAUAAGCUGUCACCUCUUUCUUUGUUAAGAGCUUGGCAAAAGUAUUUAAAUAUGGCUAUCUAAUAGAGACUUUGUAAUCAAGAGCAAAAAUCAUUAGCAAUCUUCUGGUACGUGUUGUAACUUUGAUUCUGUUCAUAAUAACUACUGUGCAGAGGCAUUUUGGAUGUAAACUUUUAAAAAUCUAUCCUUUUCUACUGUUAUUCAUUCAGUUGUCUGUUUCCAUUACAAACUAAAGCUGUAUCCUACACACACAAUCUAUGUACAAUUCCCUGGGAGUAACACCCAUCAAACACAAUGAGACUUAUUUGGCAGAGGUAUGUAAGGCAUUACACCAUAAGACGUUAUGCUUUAUCAUUAAGACAUUGAGAAUUUUUACAUGCAGAGUUUUGGAAACUAAACUACCGUAUUUUUCGCUCUAUAACACGCACCAGUCCAUAACACGCACAUAGUUUUUAGAGGAGGAAAAGAAGAAAAAAAAUAUUCUAAAUGAAAUGCAAAAAUCUUGAGGAUCCAUGUGGAUCCAUGCUUUGUAACCACGGAGGGAGGAAGGAAGGGGAACCAUGGAUCCUCUGCUCACGACUGCAGCAGAUCCCCCCCGUCACCCGCAGGCAUUCGCUCCAUAACACGCACAGACAUUUCCCCUUACUUUCUAGGAGGAAAAAAGUGAGUGUUAUGGUGCAAAAAAUACGGUAAUUCAGUUGGUAAUAAGACCUAUACUGAAUCAUAGAAUCAUAGAGUUGGAAGAGACCACAAGGGCCAUUGAGUCCAACCCCCUGCCAAGCAGGAAACACCAUCAGAGCACUCCUGACAUAUGGUUGUCAAGCCUCUGCUUAAAGACCUCCAAAGAAGGAGACUCCACCACACUCCUUGGCAGCAAAUUCCACUGUCGAACAGCUCUUACAGCUGUUCUUACUGCCCCAGCUACAAAUAUAUUUUAUAUAUUCCAUUUAUAUACAUUUAUCCAAAGAUCCCAGAGUGGUGUACAACAUUAAGAACAUAAUUUAUGCAGCAUAAUAAUAAACACAUAAUACACAGCAUAAUAAUAAAAUAAUCAUAAAAAUACUGCCCCACAUUUAACAGGCCAUAGAUUAUUUAAUGGCUGAAGGUAAAGAGGAAUGUUUUCGCCUGGCACUUAAAGACAUGUAAAGAUGGCACCAGCACCCACAGAUGAGGAGCCACCACAGAAAAGACUUGUUCUUGUGUUGUAACCGCUGGACCUCUCUGGGAUGGGGGACAUAAAGAAGAGCCUCAAAUGACAAGUGCAGGGUCUGGGUCGGUUUGAAUGGGGAAAGGUGGUCCUUAAGGCAUUUUAUAGGUCAGCAUCAGCACUUUCAAUUGGGACUGGAAACUAAUUGGCAGCCAGUGCAGUCGGGCCAACAUCAGGGAUAUACAGAAUGCUCAAACCAUCUCAUUUUGAUGAGCAACCUGGCUGUCAAAUUUUGCACCAGCUGAAGUUUUCUAACUGUCUUCAGAGGCAGCCCCACACACAACACCUUGCAGUGAUCCAACCUGGAGGUUACCAGAGCAUAGGCCACAGAAGUUAGGCAAAAAGCUGAUGGAAGGCACUCUCUGCCAUUGAGGCCACCUGAGUCUCAAGCAAUAGCAGAAAUUCCAGAAGUACCCCUAAGCUACGUAUCUGCUCCUUCAGAGAUAGUAACACCAUCAGCAGCAGGCAAUCUUCCAUCCAUCUGAUCUAGGGAACCACCCACUAACAGGGCCUCAGUCUUAUCUGGACUGAGCUUCAGUUUGUUGGCUCCCAUCCAGUCCAUUACUGGGACAAGACAUUGGUCCAGCACAUCCACUGCCAAAUCUAUAGAUGUAAAGGAAAAUUAGAGCUGUGUGUUCUCCGCAUAAAGCUGAAACCACACUCUAAAACUCUGGAUGACUUCACUCAGUGGCUUCAUGGAGGAUAGAAUUGAACCCGGAGAGACCCCACACUGAAGGCCCCAUGGUGCCGAAAAACACCCCAAGCAUUACCCACUGAAGAUGACCAUCCAGGUAGGACCAGAACCACUGCAUAGCCAUGCCACCCACCUCCAACUCUAAUAACCUUUCCAGGAGGACAUCGUGAUCAAAGGCAUUGAAAGCUGCUGAGAAGUCAAGGAGGAUUAACAGGGACACAUUGCCCCCCCCUCCCAACAGAGGUCAUCAUAUAAGGUGACCAAGGCAGUUUUUGUGCCAAAGUCAGGCCAAAACCCCAACUGAAAUGGAUCUAAAAAAUCAGUCUCCAAUAACUCUUGGAUCUGGUCAGUGACCACUCACUCAAGAACCUUACGUAAAAAAAAAAAAGGAGGUUGGCAACUGGCUGGUAGCUCUCAGAAUCUAGGGAUUGUUUCUUAAGCAGUGGUCUUUUCACUGCAUCCAUCAAACAAACAGGACCCCCCCCCAUAAAGAAGCACUGACCACCUGCCCAUCUCAGAAAGCGGUCUCUUCCCUGCUGGAUUUUAUCAGCCAAGAGGGGCAAGGGUCCAGAAUGCAGAUAGUUUCCCAAAGCAAUCCAAGUGUCUCUCAUGUCUUGCUACGAUGUUGUUUUUAAGAGGAUAUACGCUUGGUCUUCAUCACCCCUGUUAUACAGAAAAUUCCAAGUGGGUCUGAACCUUAAUGCUUAAAAUCCCUGAUGGAUUAUAAGGAUCCAGAGAUCAUGCUAAGGGUGGCCAAAUUUUGUGUGGCUGCCAUAAAACUCAGGGAACAAGCUGUGCAUUACAAAGACUAAGGCCUCCGGUGCAAACCCUAGAUAAUAUUUUAGAGACUAAGACCUAAACCACAUUCCUAAUGGCUGUCAUAUUCAUAUUGUUUAUUUUUAUAUUCUAUUGCAAAUUCUAACUUAAUUCUAUUGUGUUUCAUGUUUGUUUAGUACGGUAUGUGAAUCUGGUCUGGGACCGUAAUAAACUUCAUUUCAUUUCAUUUCAA